AUGUGGUUCCUCACCCGCUCCUUGUGCAGUCUUUCAAGCCACUGGCCCCUUAGGCUGAUCCUUGCAGGGAGCAAAUCCUGCAGAUCUUACAAGAAAGAGACGCUUCCGUCCCCAGAAGGGCCGAUCCCCCCAGUUUCAGUCACAGAGAUUCGCCAGUAUCUGAGGGCGCAGGGCAUCCCCUUUCAUGAUGGCUAUAGUUGUCUUCACGUGCCCAGUAUUUUUGUGGAGGAGCAGCAGCAGGUCCGCCAUAGCUACAGCCUCUUCAUCGACAAGACCACUGGCCGCUUUUUGUGCACAGCUUCAUUGGCUGAAGGUAACUGGCAAGACUUUCAGGCCAGUGUAGAGUUGCGACAUAAAGGGAUGGCUGUGGGUGGCCUGGAAGAGGCCAGUGGGCAAAGAGACCAAGAUGGGAAAGAUGCCAUGCAUAUAUGGGAACGAGCCCUGCCUCUCUGGGAACUGCUGGAUGAGCAGGAGACGCAGGAGGCCAAGGCUAUGUUCGGCAUUUCCAAUAUCUCAAAUGCCACACUCAAACGGUUUGGAGUACGUUACUUGCGGACAGCGCGGACCUUGGUUUUCCCUUGGUUCAGCCCCCGUGGCACCAGCCUGAAGGGGUUAAAGCUUCUGGGAGUUGAGUGCCAAGGGGAAAUGGUGCACUAUGUGGAGAACACCCUACCUCGCCCUGCGGCCUAUCACAACCUCUUUGGAUUGCCUCUGAUCAGCCGACGAGAUACAGAAGUUGUACUGACUGGCCGUGAGCUGGACACAUUGGUGCUGCACCAGGUGACUGGGCUCCCCACUUUGGCCCUGCCCCGGGGGAUUUCCUGCCUCCCGCCAGCCCUUCUCCCCUACUUAGAACAGUUCAAGCGGAUCACCCUGUGGUUAGGGGAGGACCUCCGCUCCUGGGAAGCUGCCAAACUCUUUGCCCGCAAGCUGAACCCGAAGCGUUGUUCUUUGGUGCGGCCAAGUGACCAACAACUACAGCCCCUGGAAGCUUUCACCCAGGGCAUGAACCUCACCAAGAUUCUGCGCUCCGCUCUACCAGCUGGCCACAAGUCCAUCAUUUCAUUUCGCCAGCUGCGGGAAGAGGUGCUUGGGGAGCUGGCCAAUGUGGAGCAGGUGGCAGGUGUCAAGUGGGCUCGUUUUCCAGAACUGAACAAACUCCUCAAGGGCCAUCGAAAAGGGGAGCUCACUGUAUUCACAGGUGUGUAGCUAUGUGGUUUGUGGCACUUUAACUCUCAUUCUCCAUUCACUCUGUGUGUGUGUGUGUGUGUGUGUGAGAGAGAGAGAGAGAGAGAGAGAGUGUGUGUGAGAGUGUGUGUGUGUGUGUGUGUGUUCCCUUGUAAAUCUCAGCUGGAUGUCUUCCCUAGGGUCUCUUCAAAGGAUACUGCCAGUAGCUGACUGACUUUUCAUUCACAAGUCAUUUACAAUCAAAGGCUUAUUGAGCCUUCAAUUAGAAAAUGAUGCAGUAUGCUUUAGUACUGUGUGGUUCUUGGCUUUUUUGUUGUUGUUGUAAUGCCUGCUUGCCAGCUCAAUGACUUGUUGCAGAGUUGGGCUACCUCAAUCUGGUGGCUCUUGAGCUGUCCGUUUUUUCCUUCAGGAAUGUAAGGACUCUAACCUAUAUUUUGCUAUUUUCUGCCUUGGACCAAUUUUCAUGUCACUACUUGCCAUGAAUGCUGAUUGCCGUUACUCCCACUAAAUAACUGGGUUGUUUUUUUGUUUACAUCUGUAGUGGGUGGUCUUUCAGAAGAAAGGGCGUGUUGGUCUACACAUGAAAACUCAAGGUGAAAACCAUCUAUCCUGUAGGUUGCAACAGCCUGCCCUCAUAUUAAUUUUAUCCUGUCUGUGGAACAGGCCCAACGGGCAGUGGGAAGACAACCUUCAUCAGUGAAUAUGCCUUGGACCUCUGCACACAGGGAGUGAACACUUUGUGGGGCAGCUUUGAGAUCAACAAUGUGCGCUUGGCCAAGAUCAUGCUUACCCAGUUUGCCAUGGGGAGGCUGGAAGAGCAGCUGGAAAAGUAUGACGAGUGGGCAGACAAGUUUGAGGAUCUUCCGCUCUACUUCAUGACUUUCCACGGGCAUCAGAAUAUCAAGUAAGGUUCAGGGUGGCAGCUUACCUCCUGCAUGUCAUGGCUUAAUGUUCUUGAUGUGAUGCAGUGGUGGGCAUGAAGCAAUGUUUUAGUUGUUCAGAUGCUAAGGCCGCAUUCCUGUUCAUAUUUCCACGUGUGACCCUUAUUUCAAUCUCUCCUUUUUCAGGAUUGAUGAUGAAAGAUGUGUGUGUAAUUGUGAUGGUCUCUUCCAUGCAGGACAGUGAUAGACACCAUGCUGCAUGCUGUGUACAUGUAUGAUAUCAGUCAUGUGAUCAUCGACAAUCUCCAGUUCAUGAUGGGCCAGGAACAGCUCAAUGUGGACCGGUAAGCUCUCCCCCAUGCAUUCAUCCUUUGGCCUAGACUCUUUUUUUUUACAACACUGUAUUUCUCCUCUACCUUCUUUAAAAAAUGACUCAGUGUGUCACUUAUUUAUAGUGACAUGAAAAUAAUUGUAAUCAUGCAAACAGUAGUCCUGACUGAGAGUGAAUUUCUUUCUUAACCAUAGAUAAGCAUUCUUUUGGUAGUGACAGUAACUACAGUUAGGCCUUCUAGUCAUUUUUAUGUUUUAUUUUUUGUGGUCAUUUUACGGUAGUGUAUUUGGAUUUUAAAAGUUGUACUGUGUUUUAAGUGUCUUGUAAGUCACCUUGAGACUUUUUAUAAAAAGCAGUGAACAUAAUAAAUAAAUAGGAACAUGUUCAAGAGGAAAAUAGUCUCUCUCACUAUGAAAAUGUGCAGUUCUUCUUUUCAUCUUCUACUAAUAUUCAUUUCCCCUCUCUAGCAGGUAAACAUCAAGUAACCUUUCUUUUCAAAUUGUGUUCUUUGUACUCACUAUUCAUGUGUCUAAUGUAAUUACUUUUGCUACAAGGUAUAUUUAUUCCACCAUGUUGCCAUUCUAGGCUAGCUGUGCAAGACUACAUAGUGGGUGCCUUCCGGAAGUUUGCCACAGAAAACAGCUGCCACGUCACUGUGGUCAUUCACCCCCGGAAAGAAGAUGAAGAGAGGGAGUUGCAGACGGCCUCGAUUUUUGGGUCUGCAAAGGUGAGAAUUUGUGUGGAAGUGGGCAAAUUUGGUCUUUGGAGAGCUUAUAUUUCCAGCUUAGCUCAAAGUGUGUGUACAGUGGUGCCUCGCAAGACGAAAUUAAUUCGUUCCGCAAGUCUCUUCGUCUUGCGAGUUUUUCGUCUUGCGAUGCACGGUUUCCCAUAGGAAUGCAUUGAAAAUCAAUUAAUGCGUUCCUAGGGAAACCGCCUUCAGACCAGGUCUGAAGACCUCUUCUGAAGGCUGGGGGGGGGGGGCAAGGGCUUUUCUUCCCACCCCCAGCAUUUUAAAAAACCCCGGGACAGCGGAGGACUUCUCCGCUGUCCGGGCGAUCUUAAAAUGCUGGCGGGCGGCAUUGCAACAUCACCCCGGGACAGCGGAGGCCGUCUCCGCUGUCCGGGGCCAUAUAAAAGCCCCGGGGAAGGCAGGCAGGGGGGACAAAGACUUUUGCCCCCCGCCAGCCUUCAGAAGAGGUCCUGGACCUCUGGGCGAAAGUCUUUGCUCCCCCCGCCUUCAAAGCCCUCCGGGACAGGCAGGCAGGGGGAGCAAAGACUCGCCCCGCCCCGCCUUCAGAAGGUCUUCCCUCCCCCGCCCGGCUCGGAGCACCGUUCCGGAGCCGGGCGGCGGGGAGGUCUUCCCUCCCACCGCCCGGCCUCGGAGCACCGUUCCGAAGCCGGGCAGAGGCGGAGGUCUUCCUCCCCCCGCCCGGCCCGGAGCACCGUUCCGAGCCGGGCGGCGGCGGCAGGUGUUCCCUCCCCGCCCGGCCGGAGCACCGUUCCGAGCCGGGCGGCGGCGGCAGGUGUUCCCUCCCCCCGCCCGGCUCGGAGGAGCCUUCCGAAGCCCGGCCGCGGCGGGAGGAGGUGUCCCCGCCCCCCCCCCAGGCGUCGGACGAGGUCCCAGGACAGUGGGGGAGACGCGCGGCGCUUCCCCACUGUCCUGAGAUUUCCCUAUGGGAUGUCGUCUUGCGAAGCAAGCCCAUAGGAAAUUCGUUCUAUGAGCGCCUCAAAACGGAAAACCCUUUCGUCUAGCGGGUUUUCCGUCUUGCGAGGCGUUCGUCUUGCGGGGUACCACUGUACUUUAUCCUUAACAAUCAAGAGUUCAUUGCACCACUCUGUAUCCCUAACAUAGUGGUUGUUGGAAUUGCUAAGUCUGGUAUGCAAAUCUCUGUCCCUUUGAUCCCUUCUGGCUAUAGUAACCUGUGGGUAUGAGUAACCUGUGGACCUUCAGAUGUUGUUGGGCUACCACUUCCAUCACCCCUGGUUAUCCUGGAUGGGGCUGAUAGGAGUUGGUGGCCAACAGCAUCUUGAGAACCACAGGUUCCCCAUGUCUGGCCCAUAAGAAUCCAUUUUUUCUGCAUAUUUGGGGUGGUCUAACUAGACAACCCAUAGUCAGAUGAUUUAACCAUCUUCUGCCUAGCAACUCCUAGUGACAGAAGUAGGACGGCUUCAGCUGGCACCCUUUGAUGUACUUGUGCUUAAUUUUCUCCCGUUACAGUCAGUGGGAUUAAAGUGCUUACUCGUUUAUUAGAUUGUAUCGUUCUCACUUUUAAAGAGAAGUGCCAUUAUUUUUGAUCCAAUGAAGAUACCUACAUUGUGGUUCUUGAUCCUUAGCUGGCUGGAGGAUCUGAGAAAAAUACUGCAUGUCUCAACUUGUUGCGAAUUGUUUGCGGGGAAAACUGUGCAGAUAACCUGGGGAAAGUGUAGCAAGAUCACCUGACUGGCCUAAGACCCACCACAUUCAGUACAAUUGCAUUCAUAUUGCAUGUACUCUAAAUCUGCCUUUUUUUUAGCUGCAGGCUGCUGCUCCUCAUACUGCUGAGCUACAUUCCAUGCUGUACAAAAUGGCCGCCCCUUCUCCCCUCAAACAAUAACUUUCCUUCUGCAUCUCUUGCGCAGGCCAGCCAGGAAGCCGACAACGUGCUGAUCCUGCAGGACAGGAAGCUGCUGACAGGCCCAGGAAAGCGCUAUCUACAGGUCUCCAAGAAUCGCUUUGAUGGGGAUGUGGGAGUCUUUCCCCUGGAGUUCAGCAAAGCAUCCCUCACCUUUUCUACCCCCGUCAAAGGCAAAGCCAAGCUGAAGAAGGUAAAGGAUGACAAUGGUGUGCCUGCCAAGAAACCAGCAGGUGCCGGUGGAGCUUCGAAGAAGCAGAGGUCUCAGUCCCCCAGCAGCACAGUCCCUGCCCCAGGGACCUCUCCUGAUGAGUCCAUCAAACCAGGAGGAGGAAGAGGAGUGUAGGACUUGGAAAAGGGUUGGAAGCCAGCAAAAUCACUGCCUCACAUCUGAUCAUAGGAAUAAUCAUUGGACUGCAAAGAAAGGCACUGGCGGAAUAUUUCCUGCUUGGUUGCCUGUUUUCCGUUGGGAUAAUGUGCUGGAAAUAUGUAUGACAAAUCUGUGGGGUUGUCACAGGAUUUCCAGUAUCAUUUUACUAAUCAAGCAAUAAUUCGGAGAGGAAACUUUAAUACCGGCCUCGUUCCACCCGAGAGGCAACUACUGGGUGGCUCCAUGUGUGCAACACAGAGGAGAUUGUGCUGUUGGUGCAGGGAAGUAGCUUUGUUUUGCCAUCUUCGGCUUAGCCUUGGCCUGGAUUCAGUAGCUGCAAAGAGUGAAGACUAUAUCAAAAGGAACAUUGAAAGUACUUCCAAGUUGUUUUGUGUAUUUCUUGUACUACUAUGCAUACAGAAAAAUGGUUUGCUGCAGCCUAGUAAAGUGUUAGAUCCCUGGCAUGGGAUCAGAGGGGACAUGCUGUAUCCAUAUGCAUUGCAAAAAUCACUGGUUAAAAUUGCGAAUGUUACAACAGGAGCUGUGCUUUCUCUCCUAAUCUCAGGGCUUGAAUUAAAGUGAGAAUGGUUAAGUUGAGCCGAGGAGGAGUCAGCAAAUCCUGAGAUUUAAAUGAGCCAUGGGUUCGGCAAAGGGGAUUGACAAAGCACUUAGCUGUGGAGGUUGAGGAAACGGUUGGCACAAAGGUAAAUCGCUCUGAAAUGCCCUUCCUUCCUUCAAAUUAUUUCUUAUAUGCCUGUUCCAUACUGGCUCUGGACUUUACUGUUCUAGCCUAAUGUGAGUUCAGGAGAGGAGAUUACUUGAAGGAAAAACCACACUAUUAAUGUAUUCCAAAGGGGGCUGUUGAAAUGCUGUCAUUAAGAAAAGUAGCAACUUUGUUGAAAAAGCCUUUUCUAAAGCAUUCAUGGUUCUAUCAAACUUUUGGAUCAAUCUCCUUGGUUUUGAGGCUGAGUGGGUUUGGGUUUUGUCCACUUCAGUUUUAGCACCAAGAGAUACCUCUGUUUAGGAUAUAAACAUGUAGAAAUGCUGCUUUUUGAAAACCUAUCUCACAACUGACUCUGAUCAACGCAUAAGCUGAAAUGCUUAUGGAAGUAAAAGUGUGUUCCCUCAACCUUUAUGACUUUAAUAAACUGAACGACUCUUACGGGGCGGAGGGGCAGGAAUCCAAACUAAUUCUGACUGUGAUUUGGUUUGGCCAUGCACACACUGUCUUUUAACGGUAUUUGAAAUUAUCUAUGCAUUCUAGAAAUUACGGGUUAAUCGACAUUGUGUUGGAUGUUGUGUCAUUUAUUUAAAUUAAAAACAGUACAGUUUGUACUUAAUGUGUGCUGUUCCUUAUACUGUCCACAAGAGGCCAGCCUGUUCAAAUGGAAGAUUUACAUAAUAUUCCCAUGCUAACCCACAGUACCUCCAUCACGUGCCAAGCACUGGCAUGCUUCUUUGAGCUCUGAAAUCGCAGACACAAGAGUAUAGCAGCAAAUUCACUAAAACAGGCGAUUUGUGGUGUUACUAGCAGUAUCAUCUAGCCUAAGAUUCCCUAGAUCUAACGUCCCUGAUAGAUGCUCAACUACUCUUAAUCAUCAUCAUCAUCUACAGGUAACUAACUUCCAUAACCUUCCAAGUUCUUAUUUUUGCAGUUAAGAGGAUCCCUCACUCAACCCAAAAUAUGUUACCCUUUUUCUUUGGGCCUGCAUUUUAGCUAGUUAAGAACUUCUGUAAUUAUCAACAUUGCCUGCAAAUGAAAACACUUACUUCGGCCUUUACUCACAUGUUUUCCAUUCCAGUAACCUGACCUUGUAUUUGAGCAAUCACUGAAUAAGAGCAGAACUCAGAAAGCAUAGAAGGACCAGCAGAAGUGAUGCAGGAGAUGUUUGUAGUUUUUGUGAGACAACAUGUAGGGGUGUGGCGAGAGCAACCCUUUUCAUCUGAUCUUAGGGUUUCAGGGCUUAAUUUGUGGGCUAUAAGCACUCCUUGAUCAUUGGCUAUGCUAACUGCGGCUGAUGUGAAUUGUAGCCCAAAAUGUCUGGAGGACACCAGGUUGAAUCAAGGGUUAGUUGAAGGUGAUGAUUUAUGCCAUUGCCAAUAGAAAAGAGCAGCAGGUCCACACAUAGUUUGUUAUAAUGCUGAGCGCAUAAUUACCCACUAAUGGGAUGGCAGCCAAGUGUUUCUUAAAUGGACUUCCAUCAACCUCUAAAAGUAUACUUCCUUUUGCAUGAACGUGGCUGUGUUGUAUCCUUAAUCUCUUUUGCCUACUCUGAGUUGGACAUCAUUUUGGUAAAAUGCAUGGGGAAAUUUAAGAGUUCCAUCCUGCACUUUGUAGGAACAUUAGGAAUCCACCUUACACUGCGUCAGCCUAUAUAAUUCAGUACGGUCUACUAUCUUCUCAACCAUGGUUCCCCAGAUAUUGUGUUGGACUACAACUCUCACCGACUGCAAGAAGAUCAAACCUCUCCAUUCUUAAGGAAAUCAGCCCUGAGUGCUCACUGGAAGGACAGAUCGUGAAACUGAGGCUCCAAUACUUUGGCCACCUCAUGAGAAGAGAAGACUCCCUGGAAAAGACCCUGAUGUUGGGAAAGAUGGAGGGCACAAGGAGAAGGGGACGACAGAGGAUGAGAUGGUUGGACAGUGUUCUCGAAGCUACCAGCAUGAGUUUGACCAAACUGCGGGAGGCAGUGGAAGACAGAAGUGCCUGGCGUGCUCUGGUCCAUUGGGUCACGAAGAGUCGGACACGACUAAACAAGAACAACAACUCCCACCAUUGCUGACCACUGGCUUUGAUGUAGUCCAACAACCUCGGGCCCAGCACUGGAGAACAGAGGUCUGCUGUACUGACUGACAGCACUCUCCAGACAGGAAUAUGUCCCAGCCCUCCCUGCAGAGCUUGGGGACUGAAGCUGGGACCUUAUGCAUGCAAUGUGUGAUCUCUACCCUUUCCUCUCAGUUCUGUCUCAUUGGUCCAAGCAGUGCCAAUUCUAGCUUUUUGGGGUGGGUGAGUGGGCCUGGAUGAAGUGCUGUCAGUGGGCCUCAUUCAUGAGCAUGGUUGCCACUGCCUAUUUGCUUACCUUUCCCCUUGGGUCCAAUUGGUACCGCCUCCUAGAGGGAAAGAACAAGAAGUCUGCAAACCAUUGUUCUUCUUGCUCCUCUCACUACUUGCUUGCUCAAGGGAGGUAGCAGCAGGGUCAAGCAGAAGAUUCAAGAGGCUGCAGAAAGGACAGUUAACCUGUAGUCCUCCAGGUGAUGUUGGACUCCAACUCCCAUCAGCCCUAGCAAGCCUGGCCAAUGGUCAGGGAUGGUCAAAGUUGCCGUCCAAGAGCAGCAGGAGAGUCAUGCAUUUCCCAUCCCAGGGCUAUCAUGAGUGGCAGUGAACACCCCUGCUGGAGGCAUAAGCCCAAAGAGAACUAUAAACCGACUGAACUGAAGAGUUGCUGAAUUAAACGGCAUCCCUGUCAAUCUGGUUGCUGAAAUAUAAAAGGGUUCAGUCGCUUCUUGUGUAGAGCUAUGUGGGGUCUGGAAAGGAAGUCUUGGCAUUUUGUUGAAUGUCUCUGGCGCCCAAGGCCUCUUGUGCCAUAUUGUUGCUCUGCUUUGCCAAGCCUGGAAAGCAUUGCUGGAGCCGGACAGUCCUGCACCUCUCCAGAUCAGCACCGUCAAGUCUCUGGCACGAGGCCUAACUGCUAUGAGAGGAAAGUUAACUUCCUUCAGGGCUCUCUGCGAGGGUCUGGUGGCACAAAGACCCUGCCAAACAGCUGUGCCGGGUCUGUUUUCAUGGUCUGACGCAGACCUGUUUUCUCACACUUGCCCUCAUUUGUGUCAGAAAGCUACAUGGCUGGGGGUAUGAUCAGGUCAGGGUGAGGUGAAGAGAGAAGGUGCAACCUUUCUCUAGUAAUAUGCUUUUCUCUGUGGCUAGGUUGUUUUAGACUGUUCCUCCCCUCCCCUCAGCAGCAAUUCCUUCCCCUCCAUGCCAGUGUUUGAAUUGCAGGAGGGAACCAGCCCCUAAUCUUUUGCAAUGGGCCCUGCUUAGAAAGGCUACAGGGAGGACAUGGUUGUCUAAAACAGACCAACGGGGAGAAGGGGGCUUGUGAAUUUUAUUAUGGGACUCUUCCAGCUUCCUCCCUAUAUCUUUAUGUGCUGGUUUUGUUCCCUUCCUCCAUACUGGCCUUUAUCAACCUAGUACCUGACAGCAGUUUUGGACAACAACUCCCAUCAGCCCCAGCCAACAUCAGGCUGUCCGGGCCUGAUGGGAAUUGUAGACCAGAAUGUAUGGUGGGUGCCAUCUUGGUGAAGUGAAGUACACUGUACAAUUGCAGGUUCCAAAGGUUUAUCCCACAGCAGAGGGUGGCUGAUCCUGGAAGGACUCUUUACUACAUACCUCAACCUAGUUCUAGUCAGAGCAUUCCCCUCUGUUCUGUAGAGGGAUGGAAAGGGACCUGGGCAACUGCAGCUUUUAAUAAUUAGCUUUUGGCAGCACCAGGGCAGGAUGAAAAGAACUUGGCCACUGAAUGAUGGGAACUGGAAGGAGGCAGAGGAACAAGGGCCCAGGGCUGGCUGAGAAUCGGGUCUGAACACUGAGCCAUGGGCAGGGCCUAUUCCUCUGAGAGGAUGACCCAAUAGCCCGGUUCCCAGUUAGCCUUCAACUUGGCAGCAAGGGAUAUUUUGAAUCCAAACAUCGCACAUUGCAACAGUCUGGACAGAGCGGCACACCAGACUCUGAGCGUGUUUCAAACUCUUCUGCCUCUUGAUUUGUGGUUUGAGUUGAAACCAAGGCUGGAGCCUGGAAUUCAAACGGGGCUCAUCGGAAGCUGAGCUGUGCCUGGAAGCGAUUUCCUUUGCUAUGGCUAGCUGCUCUUGAAGCAUGAUUCAAUCACAGGCUUCCACCCUCCCUAACCCAAAGCUGUGGGCAAACCAGACAUUUGCAUCUGUCAGGAAAUAAGUGAUUUGUGCAACAUUGGACCAUCUGUAUUACAACAUGUUUUUCACACCCUUCAAAGAGCCCCUCCCCCAUGUACUCCUAUGAGGUUUAUUUGGCUGAGAGAACCCAAGGUUACCCAGGGCUUGGCUUAUGUGCCUCAGUGGGGAUUUGAAUCCUAUCUCCACAUUCACACCUUAAAGAGCAAUGAAUGCUUUUUUGUUGGUUCUUUUUCACUACACAUUCCCUUGCUGUCUGUUCACACCAGCACUGGUCAGUGCCUAAUUCAUUUCUGCAAAUGCUCACAUUGGGAAGUGUGUGUGAUUUCUUACCUCAUCCAUAAACAGGUGUGUUUAUAGGUUUGGUGACAUCUAGGCACGGUGCCUGGCUGAUGUGUAGUCUUUUGUAGAGGUGUUCAUGCCCUUAAAGGAAACGGAUCAGGCACAUGCUGAGGGGAAAAGCCAGCAUGAAGCUGCUUUGAGAAGCAAUGUAUCAAACAGCAGCAUUCCAUGAAGAAGUCCAGGAUCACAACACAUUCUGGAUAUUGCGGUGUGAACAUGUGUUAAAAAGCCAGCACUGGAGCCGCAGUAAACAGAAGUGUGAACACACCCCAAGUACCUCAUUCCAGUCCAACUUCUGAGCUUAAGGCAUGCUGUUUAGAUCAGGCACCAGUGACUAUCGACACCUAACUUCAAUAGAAACUGCUGGGAACACAGAAUGGUGGGGAAAGGAAAGGUGUUAUCCUGGUCACAGACUGUGAUGGUUGUUAAAGGUGUGCAAAAUGGGUUGAUAAGAUGGUGCAAUGUUUGUGUUUCUUGCAUCUUGUCCUUAGGGAGAUAUGCGAAGGGCUCCAGAAACUCUACAAAGAUUUCUGCACAACAAGCAAGAGCACACCAAAACACAUCUGCCAUAGCUGCUAGCAGCUUGAUCUGCAAACCAGUUAAACUAGAGUCCUUGGAUUAAUGCUGCUUGAGUCCCUUUGAUCCCAAGGAGAUUACAGUUAAGUGUUCCCAGUAACCAGCUUGUUAAUGAGGUGGUUUGUUUCACUAAAGCACAGCUACCUUCCCAGUAGAGGCAUUUCUAGAAUUCUGACCCAGCCAUGGGUUUGUUUGUUUUUGCAUUUAAAGCAAGAUAUUGCAAGAGCUGAGCAUUAGAUCAAGCCAGAAUUCCUUACUAAAGGCAUUGAUUAAGCAAUACCAAUUUUGCAAGAUACCAGAUGUGACUUGGUUCUGAUUAGUAUGCAAACUUGAACUGAAGUAUUAUAAAGCCUGUGGCUCAAUGUGCAGUCCAAUCUUAAACAGUACUGAGUUAUGUGGGACAGAUUAUCUCAUGUACAUAGAAUUCUAGCUCUUAAUAAAAUAUGUAUGCGAGAAGGUCAGGACACAUAUGUGAAGAAAGGGCCUGAGCUGCCCACCAUUUCCCUAAACAAUUGUCAUGUGUCUCCUGUUAUGCUUUCUCAUAUGCAAAAAAGAGGCCUAUCUGACCCCCCCCCAAAAAAAAACCCUUCAAAAAGCUGGGCUGCUUUUUGCAGCUUGUUCCCCUCAACACCAGAGAAUCCCAUUCCCUUUUCAGCUUUAGGGUUCCAAGACAAUCUUAUGAAGCUGACCAGCCCUGCUGUUUCUUUGAGAGUAAACUUGAACAAGGCUUGUUUUUAGGCUACAGUUAGUUCAGACUGUGCUCAGGUUUAUUUUGUAUUUUGUUUUGACUUUCUGCCUGUUCCCCCUCUUCCUUUAUACCUUAUAAAGUUUCUUAAUUUGACCAAUGAUGUGCGCAUGGUUGCCAGCCUUAGGGUUUUAGAAUCUCCAUGUGCCUAGAUGCUUGGUAGUCAGGCUACUGGGAAUUUAGGAUUGAAUCAUAAAAUCACAGAAUCAGAGUUGGAAAGGACCCCAAGGGUCAUCUGGUCCAACCGCCUGCAAUGCAGGAAUCUCAACUAAAGCAUCCAUGUCAGAUGACCAUCCAACCUCUGCUUAAAAACCUCCAAGGAAGGAGAGUCCACCACCUUCUGAGGGAGUCUGUUCCACUGUCAAACAGCUGUUACCAUCAGAAAGUUCAGACGAAAGUUCAUCAGAAAGCAGGCGAAAACAAGCUUGCUCCAUCUUCCAUGCGACAGUCCUUCAGAUAUUUGAAGAUGGCUACCAUAUUUCCUCUCAGUCUCCUCUUUUCCAGGCUAAACAUACCCAAUUCCCUCAACUCUUCCUCAUAAGGCUUGGUUUCCAGAUCCUUGAUCAUCUUGGUCACCCUCCUCUGCACAUGUUCCAGCUCGUCAAUAUCUUUCUUAAAUUAUGGUUUCCAGAGCUGGACACAGUACUCCAGGCGUGGUCUGCCCAAGGCAAAUGGCACUGGAUAAAGAAAUGGCACCCUGGUUUUGGUUCAGAAAUGGACUUCUGAGAUAAUCAGGGCGGAACCAUUUGAUGCCGGAGUUUUCCCCACCUUACUUCCCAAGAGAUUGGGGGAUUACUCUGGCAAAGUUGGAAUCCUUAGCUUGCUGCGUCCCCCUCCUUCCUGAGAAAACUCUGCUGCGAGGGAAGAGAAGGGAAAGGGAGACGCUGGGCAGGGAGAAAUCAGCAGCUGUAUCUUUGCCCAGUUGUCAAAGCCACAUACAUGGGGACCUUUCUCACAGAAAACUGGCAGCUGAGUUCCAAGCAGUCCAUCUCCAGGCGGGUGGAAGAAGAAGAGAGUGGGCGGGUGGGAGGCUUAAGAACGGGGAUCAUAUUCCCAGCAGCUGGGCCUGGCUUUCUCCUCGCCACUUCUCCUCUUCUCACCCCUAAUUCCCACACUCCAAACAUCAUCCCUCCCCCCUCACCUCCAUCCUUUCUUUAAUCACUCAUUGAAAAGUUUAUUAGGGAGGGGUUGAUUUAAAGGACAGCUUGCCACCCGUCCUUCUCUGCUCCCCUCUAUCAAAGCCGUUGAGAAGUCUCUCCUGCCAAGCCCAUGUACUGGUCUGUGGAAGUAGGGGAAGAGUGCUUAGCAAUUGAGGAAGGCACUGUGUGAAUGAAUGGGUGGUGCAGGCAACUGGACAGAGUCUGUUCACUGUUCUAGGCACAGAACGGUGCCAGCAAAGUCUAACUGCCAAGUGUGAGAAAGGCCAGUCAGUGACAAAGGAGCCGCUGAUGCAUCAGUUUCCCCACCUUGCUCUCUCCCAGCGCAUCCAGACCUCUAACACCCAUCAGAACCCAUUCAGUUUAGCGCCCAUAUUCACAUGUUCAUGCUACCCUGCCUCCCACCUGCUCUCCUUUGGAGGGAGCGAGAGGUUGCAUUGCAAACUGGCACCUGGAAGCAUUGAUCAGGUGAGCUGCCCCAGGUGCCACAUUGUUGAGCCCCUGGCUAAGCACUGUAGUGUCUCUGGCAUUUUGCUUUUGUUAAAUAAGCAGCUUGUGUGUGGCAGGGACAUAUUGAAGACCGCAGCACUGUACUCUAGCCCUGUGGUGGGCAGACAUCGUGAAGGGUGUUCACUGAGCUGAGCACCUUGGAGGAAAUGAAGGAUUAAAAUAUGUUAUGUUAAGAUGACUGUAUUAGCGUGUGAUGAAUUCUGCAAAGAGCUGCCCGAUCCACAUUCCCAGCAUACCAAUUUCGUUGCAUUAAUUAAGCCUCACUGUUACAGUUUGGAAUUUGGAGCCAUAUUUAGAAUAUGCAAACACUCACAAGCCUGAGUGAUUUGCCCUUUUGUGUUUUAAAAUAGAAGCAUAUUGCAUACCAAGCAAAAUAAUGAUCCUGAAUGUGUUAACCGGAGCCGGAAACACAACAAAAAGGAUGUUAGUCUGUCCACAAAAAAAGAAGAAAUGAGAGUCUUUGUAAACUCUGAAUCCCAUAGGUUUAGGAGUCAUGUGUCAUUUCCCACCCUGCACCCCCUCACCCCCACGCUCUUCACCUCCAGCUGGGUGCAGAACAGACAUCCUAAUUCAUUACCCUAAUUAACUAUGAUCACGUCUUCUCAUUAUGCUAAAUUAUUAAUACUUUGGAAAAUUAAUUAUAACUUUCGUUUUUCUCCCACUGGUGCCUUUCUCGUUCUAAUGGAAGCCAUGAGGUCAGUGAUCUCUCAUGAUCAAGGGACAAAGUAGCAUUGCUCUUAACUCUGGAGACCUGUGUGUCUGUGCCAGAAUAUUGUCGCUGUGGUGGGCAGUUUUUAUUGCUUGUUAUUUUAAUUACAUAUAACAGGCUGAUAUAAAUUUCUGAAUUUCUUAAAUAUUCUGACAAGGAUGCUUCAUUGUGAUAUUUAAGAAUUCCCAUACAUUGGUUUAACCCCCCACCCCACCCCAAUCCUCUUCUCUGGAUUAUUGCACACUUUAGACUGAUAAUGGAAGGGCUAUAGCUCAUGUGUUGCAGGCAAAGGGUCCUGUGUACAAACACCAGGGAGCGCUUGGAAACAGUUGUGACUUAAACAAACCCUGGAGAGAUGCUGCCGUCUAGUAGACAAUACUAAGCAAGGCUACUGGAUAGAGCAGCUUCCUACAUUCCUGUGAAGGUGCUAGUUUUUGUUGUGUUGCCCUGCGUCAAACUGUGGGCUUAAAUCAACUAGUCAACCACGGAGAAGUAACACCUUUAAUAAAAGAAGGAAGAUAUCGUACCACACACAGAGAGCUGGCUCAGCUGUUUUCAGUUUUCAAGUAAGAGCUUAUCCUGUUGAGGAAUAGGGCUUGCACAUCCCAUAGGCAUCUGGUUGACCAUUAUGAAAACAGGAUGCUGGACUUGAUGGGCCACUGGCUUAAUCCAGCGGUCUGUCUAAAGUCCCUUUCACAUCUCAGCACAAUUGUACAAUUGCUUCAGUUUUUUAAGUAUGAGGGUUGGGGUGGGAUUGACCACUCAGCCAUGAAAACCACUUUAGUAGCUGUGGGUCUCAGCUUGGCAUUGUCCACAGGAUUGUGGUGCAAAUAAAAUGUAAUAACCCAGGGGUUCCUCAAACUGUGGUCCACGGGCUGAUUUUGAUACAGAUGGUAUGUAGCAUAUCUAUGGAUUUGUGGUUUUAAGACAGGAGACAGCACUUCCAUCACAUUAAACAUGUGAUUUUUAAUUGAAUUUGCAUUGCUUCUUUUCUUUCUUAUAUUGUACGCAUUACCAUUUUAAUUCUAUGGAAUUCAAACUGUAAUAUGGUAACAUGCAACGUAUAUGAAAUGAAAUGAACAAUAAACCUACAAUUAAAAACCAUACAGCGUCUAGUACAGUGCACUGCAGUUGCUACAACAUGCAGCAAAAUCAUUAUAUCAUCCGCCAAGACCCUCAGCAAUUUUUCAAGUGGUCCGUGGAGGGAAAAAAGUUUGGGAACUGCUGGAGUAACCUCGUGUAUGCAAUCCUGAGUUCCUAAGAAGAAGAGCAAGAUACAAAAGUGACGGAAAUAAAACAGAAGCCGGCAGCCAGCCAGUUGAAAACUGAAUGUGCAUUCUAGUCAAUGAUGUUUUUGUGCUCAUGCCAGAAGGCAGGGAGAAAUGAAAAAAGAGUUCUGGGGAUGGAGUCUUGUCCAGAGUAGGGGGAUACAGCCUUAGUGUCUUAGGCCCAACUCCCUUGCUUGCUUUGUGAUUGAUCAGGCCCUGCAUAAAGUGGGUUUUGUGUUUUGGAUUCACUGAGGGAAGUGACAGAGACAUUGGAGGGAAGAUGUCCCUCUCUGCUUUGAUGCUGCCUCAGCAUUCCCAAAAAAGCAGUGCACUGUUUAAAUAUUCAACAUCUAGGUUGAAAUAUUAAACAUUCUGACUCUUCUUCCACAGUGGGAGGCUGGACACAGUGAAAGUGGAGACAGGGCAUUGCGCCAGACGGUGUCUUCUUGAUGGAACUGUCUGGCUCUACUCAAACAGACUUGACACCCAGGGGCUUAGUCCCCGAAAUGGAAGGCUGGCUGAGGGGCACGAAAGCAGUUCUAAAGUACUUGGGGGAAGGUUGAAUGUUCUCGGCCAAGAAGCAGAAGGCCUAUCCUUCUUUACGCUUGGACAAGCACCAAUUCAAGUGACCACACGGGAAGGAAUAUGUGUGUGUGUGUGUGUGUGUGUGUGUGUGUGUGUGAGAGAGAGAGAGAGAGAGAGAGAGCGCAGUUUAAGAGGCAUACUAUGCCAUCCUCUGAGAAACAGCAAAAGAUUCAGGGGUACAUAUUCUGAUUUUGCAGUGCAGUGCUGAAAGGGCAAUGUCUUAGAUUUGGGUCUCAGGUGAAAAUUGUUUACAUGAGAUGCCUGACUCAGAUGCUGGUAAAGUCCAGAUGUCUGGAGACUUCUUGUGGUUACCAAGUGCCAGGGGGAGGAACACACAUUUUACAUACUCUUCUUUAUUGCUCCAAAACAGCUUCUUUCCUAUAGAUGUUUCUUGUUUUUCUUUUUAAAAGAUCUCGCAUAGUCAAGCAUUUGUGAUCAGCUAGGUGUGUUCCAUGUGAGAACUAAUAUUCAACCAAAGCAAGGCAAUGAGAGAUUAUGCAUAGUGAGUCUUCUUAUAAGAAUUCUCAGAUCUCAAAUAUAGAAUAAAUAUUUAUAAAUGCACACAUAUCUAAAUACUGUAUAUAAACCAUGUGUCUGAAAUAGUACAGGAGAGCAAUGCUAAAGCCAUUUUUACUCUCCCAGGGACCUCAAAUAUUCCUCUGCAGUAAGGCAGACAAAGCUUUCCCAUUGUCUUUUUGGUUACAAAUCCUGUCAUAAGGGUGUACAGUGGUACCUCGGGUUACAGACGCUUCAGGUUACAGACUCUGCUAAUCUAGAAAUACUACCUCUGCAUAAGAACUUUGCUUCAGGAUGAGAACAGAAAUCAUGCGGUGGCGGCGUGGCAGCAGCGGGAGGCCCCAUUAGCUAAAGUGGUACCUCAGGUUAAGAACAGUUUCAGGUUAAGAACGGACCUCCAGAACGAAUUAAGUUCUUAACCUGAGGUACCACUGUAUUUGUGUACGAACAGGGUGAGCCUGUGACCUGGAUUCAGGAACUAAAGUAUUAACCAUCACAAAAGAAUGGCCAGGCUGCCCAGGUAAUGCUACAAGUGACCAUUAUCAGGUAUCCUGACAGACAGGAUUUAUGCUGUAGACCACCUCCUAUGAUGUAUGAUGAUUUUAGGGUGGUCUUUGGCUAAGAGACUUGGGUGAUAUCUAAAGUCUUUAAAGGUUCCUGCACACUUUUGUUCUGGGUCUCUUCCUCCUUGCAAAGAGGGGAGGGAACUUUGCUGUAACAGAAAAAGAAGUAUCUGCCUUCCUUUCCACUGGAUCCUGCCUCCAUCCAUUCUUCUCUGGCCAAUCAUGGACUUAGGGGAUUCAGAGUCCCAUGGGGACUUGGGCAGCAAAGGCCAAGCCCCAAUUUUUACAUGAAUUUCACAUUAAUUAAUUUCAGGAGAUUUGAAGAAAUAACCUGCAUCGGACAAGCCUGUUUUGCUGAAAAAGGGACUAAGUGUUUAGACUGUCAGACCCAGGUAUUAAAAAAGUAUCCCCAGUCUCUUGGUUUUGCCUUCUGGCUUUUAUUCUGUAUUUUCAGGCCUUUCCCCACAGCAAUAAAAGAUACAAGAAAAGGUGGUCGUGAUUUAAUCAUUUGACUCUGGAGAGUGUUGCUUGAUGUUGGAUCUGUCAGGGCCUGGUUGAUGGAACAGGGCAGCCUAAUUUGUGGUUCGCUGAAGAGUCAGUGUGCCUAGAUUUUCACCUUUGUAGAACUGCCAAAUUCCAGGUUAUUAUAGGCUGCCUACUUACCUUGUCCUGCUGUCUCCUCCAGAUGCUUUUGUUCAUAUCCUAAAGUCAUGAUGACAUAGUGAUUACAUGUUCUAGUGAGAGACCAGCAAGCAGCAUACCUGUAUUCCACCCCAAAGGUGACACAUUUUCUGUAUAUGUAAAACUUGUAAUUACACUUUGGUUAAACCAUAAGUGAGUUAAUCUGUUGCCUUACAGAAUAGGUUGUUAUUUAAAACUAAUAUAAAGGUAGGAAGAAAAAAGUUAGGGUGGUGGAUGAGUGCACAACAUACUUGUCAACUUUUGCAAAUCCUAAGGAGAUAAUAAUUAGAUUUGUUCCACUCGUGCUGGUUUUUUGUUGCAUUGGUCCCCCACCCUUUUCUCUAAGAAGGUCUGGAGAACAUGCAUGGAUUAUUCCACUUUCACACAACAACCCUGUAAGGUAGGUUAAGUAAGCUGAGAGAUAAGUGACUUGACACUCAAUGACUUUUUUGGAUGAGUUGGAAUUUGAAACUUGGUUUUACCUCACUUUACCCCUGUCCCAUGACCCACACUUGUUGACCAGAGCUCAGUUAAGAAACACACACUAAAGGUCUAUUGUUCAGCUCUUUUUUUUGUAAUCUUAAGUGACUUGUAGCUGACCUUUUGCAAAAUUCAGCUUGUUUAACUAUCCAGCUUGCUCUAUUACCAAACUGUUCUUAUUCCCUCAGUGCAAGGACAGUUCAGCGGUGGCCCAAAUUGCCUACGGAGACUGUAGUAUCUUGUUCUUUGGGAGUUUCAAAGAAAGAGGAUCUGCAUAUACUUGUCAGAGCAGCUGUAGGAAUUUUUGCCUAAGAACAGGACAUUGAACUAAAUGGCCUUUCUUCUCUGUGUUUUCCCCCCCUUGUCUGAUUUAUGUAAUUGUUAUGUUACUUUACAGAGUAACAAAAGGAGAAAGACAGGAUGCUGUAUCAAGGAACUUACAAUAUAAACACUGGGCAUGUGAAGGAAUUGGACUCUUCAUAAAAAUAAAAAAUAACAAGUUUGGUUUGAGAAUUAUGGGGUUAAUUUGCUCCCUCUAGCUAACCUUGUCCAGCAGGUAAACACUUCUUUAUUUAUUUAACAAAAAUUAUAUAUCACUUGAUUGUAAUAAAGCCUCUAAGUGGUUUACAAGAAACAUUAUCAAUAAAAACAGCUAAAAUAAGUGCUUAACAUACUUAAAGGGAUUUUCUCCAAAGCAAGCUGGUAUUCUUGCUGCCCCCCCAAAAAAACCCUACUGCCCAGGGCACAUACACCCCUUUGCCCCCCUGCCCCUUUAGGCACCGUUUGGAUUGCUCUGACUUUGCUUCUCUCCUAACCCUUUGUUGCUUGCUUGCUUGGUCUCCAACUGACCUGGCACUGGAAGUUGCUUUGGUUGCUGCUCACCUUUGGUGUUGCUGCUGACAAAUCCUUUGGUUACUCAGCUACCCAGUGAAAACAGGACAAUUGAUACUGUAAAAAAAGGGAAAAGGUGGCUCAGGGAUGUUGCUUGUGGAGAUCAAGGGAUCAGAUUGAUCAGAUCAAUGGAUCAGAUUGAUCCACAGGAACAUCUGAAGAACUCAAGCUUGGUGCAGGAAGGAGAAGAAAGGGCUGGGCUUUUAGUAAUUGAGAAGCAGUUUAGAUAGGUCUGGCUGGGUGUAUUUAUCUUGAUUUAUUUCUUUUGCUCUUUGGGGAUUAUUUUGUGACUAUGUAAUGAUUCAGAUAUAAGAAUAAUUCCUCCUCCUCCUCCUUCUUCUUAUUCUUCCUCUGUCACAACAACUAUCCUCCUUCGCUUUGUGACAGGACCAAUGGAGUCCUUUAUGUUUUUAUGCCUAGCCCCAACCUGGUAGCAGACAUGGCGUCCUUAGAAGACAAACCAGACACCCCACAGGUCAAGGACCUUGAGGAGCAAGCAGAGCAAUCUGAAUCCAACGCUGAGGAUCUCCCUGAGGGCCCCUCCAUGUUAAAAGUUGAUGCUGGAGCUGUCAGAAGAAGUGGAGCCUUCUCCUGGGACCCAAGAGCACUGGUGCCAAAAGCUUCAGGUCCAGACCAAAGAGCAGCAGCAUGUGUCUGCAGACCCACAGUCAUUGGUUAAUUUGUGAGUAAGGGUUCUCCAGAAGUGGCUUAGUCAUGCUGGCCACAUGACCCGGAAGCUGUACGCCGGCUCCCUCGGCCAAUACCGCGAGAUGAGCACCGCAACCCCAGAGUCGUCUGCGACUGAACCUAACAGUCAGGAGUACCUUUACCUUUAAGGGGUCUACUCAUGAGUAAGCAGUCCUAGGCACUCCUUCACUGACAGCAGCUGAGGUUAGGGUGUGGUGUAGAAGGGCAGAGUAUAUGAGGCAUCCCUCUUCAACUCAUAGCUUCAGUCUCCCUGCAUUGCUGGGUUGCACCUUGCCUGAACUCCUUGUGAUAUUGACCUUGGAAUGUUGUUCCGUGUUUUGUCUCUGAAUCAUGCUUGGACUUAGACUGAUUAUCUUAGUCUGUUUGGACUACAUCCACAAACUGUGCCCUCCAUUGGUGAGUACUUUUUGGUGAAGGCUUAUGUAUUUGGUAACUGGGACCCUAGCCCCUGGGGGAAGCCCUUGGCCUGUAACACUUAGUUUAAAAUGGUCUCCUAGCUGCCAUGCUGCAGGUGCUAUCCUCUGGCCAUCUUUCCUAGAAUGCCUCUCUCUGAGGAAGGACCAUCUUGGCCCUUUCUCUGAGCAAGGCUGGGGGGGGGGGGAGAGGAGAACCUUGGGCCCUGCAGAAACCAUAUGUGGAUGGUGGCAGAUUCAGCAGCAAGAUUAAGUGGACAGGGGAGCAGUUUGACACCUUCAUCCCCUGAGGCACUUGUCUCAUUCUGCUUCAUGAUUGUGCUUGUCCUACUUCCCAUCCCAGCUUCAGAUUGCUGUAAGCUCCUCCCUCGUGGUUAAUUUUAAUUCUUUUAAAAAUGUUUACUGGGAUGUUGUGCUGUCCCCUCCUGUACAACUCAAACACAGAUGUCUUCUUUUAGCUCUUAAAGGUAGCAAACACUCGCCAUAUUUAGCUCAAUGGCGGAGAACACGUUUUUCAUGGGAAGGUCCCACGUUCUAUUCUUUCGCCACUCCAAAAGAUCAGAUAACAGAUGCUGUGAAAGGCAUCUGUCUGCGAUCUUAAAGCAUGGAUGUGGGAUAUGUGGUCUCCAGAUGUUGCUGGCCUGCAACUUCUAUCUUCCCUGACUGUUGGCCAUGCUGUGUGGCACUCCUGGGAAUUGAAGGCAAACAACAUAUGGAGGGUCACAGAUUAGCCACCUUUGUCCUAGAAAGUCACUGCUAAUCGGAGCACAUUGUACUGGGCAUGUCAGACAAAUAGUCUGCCCUAGUCUAAGGCAACUUCCUAUGAAGAUCAUGCCCUCUCCCAACAGCAGUGCUGAAUCUUGCGUAGCAGAACUUCUUAAGGAGAAAAUACGUGUUUUGAUCAUCUGGAAGCUCUUCAGAAACCUAUAUAAGCCUGGUCAUAGGUGGUCACAGUGGUUCCCCCUCACUAUUGUUGCUGGUGUGGGAGAGGGAGUGGAGUUCUUUAUUUACUUAUUAUGCAGGCCACCCAAUAAAUAUAUUCUCUAGGUGGCUCAGAAGAAAUAAAAUAAUGAAAAUAUUGAAAACAGAAUAAAUAGCAUCACGAAACUUUCUCAACAACACAGAGAGAAAACCAGUCGCAUACCAGACAUUAAAAGCCCAGAUUUCAAGAUGGCCAAUUAUUUGAAAAGGUCUGGGUGAAUAAAAAGGUAUUUGCCUGGUAUAAAAAACACACUUAAAAUGGUGCCAGGUGAGGCAUUCUAGAGAGACUAUUUCACAGGCUGGGUGCCACCCGCAACAAUGUCCUCUGUGUAAUAAGCACCCACCUUGCUUUACUUAGUGGGGCAUGGAGUUGGGCUCCUGAAGAGCAUUUUAAGGUUCAGGAAGGUAUAUGUGGGAGAAAGUGAUCUUUUAAGCAACUUGCUUCUAAGCCAUUUAUAGAAACAUAGAAGUAAAGAGCUGGAAAGGAUCCCGAGGGUCAUCUAGUCCAGCCCCCUGCAAGGCAGGAAUCCUGCCCACCCACAGCCGUCCCUGGAUGGGCUUGAACCACCAACCUUCUGGUUAACAGCCAGAUGCACUGACCCAUUGCUAUGUUUCAAUAAACUGCAGCAAUGAUUCAGUACUGAAGAUCAGGGAAGGCAAAGGAAGGAAAGCCAUAAUGUCCUGAAAACAUUAUUGUAAGAAAACGGAAGGAACCUGCCAGAUUAUUAGAAUGUACUGAGGGAAACAGAAGUAAUUGAUUCACUAUUAAUUUCAUAACUGGCUGGUGGAGAUGGCAGGACUGUGUCUGUCCUUCUGUGAUGCAAGGGCUGUUUUGUGAUGGGGAACGCUAGUUGGAAGGAGCAGGAAAGCAUGUCGGCGUAGUGACAUGCUUCCAAUGGUUGCUGGAAUAUGCACACUCUGUGCAUCUGUCUUCUGUCUUGCAAAAAAUACAGAAUUUAGCUCCUUUAGAAUUUCAGGGGGAGUUGUUGGAUUUUUAAUUAUUAUUAAGCAGUCUUCACUUUUGCAGACAGGUUUGUUUUUUGUUUAAGUGUAGGGUAUCUGUUUUAAAACUCAGAUCUCUGAACAAAUUCAUGGAGGAUAAGGCUGCCAAAGGCUAGUUGCCUUGUUGGCUAUGUACUGCCUCCAUUGUCAGACCCAGCAUGCCUCUGAAUGCCAGUGGCUGGGAAUCGCUUCUUGCAGGCUUCCCAUAGAUUGGCCACUAUAAGAACAGGACCCUGGCCUAGAUAGACCUUUGGUCUAAUCCAAGGGAUUCUUCUUAUGUCCUAUUUUUUUUUUUAAAAAAAAAUACAACAUUACUUGUUUCACUAAUCUCCUGCAAGUAGCUCAGCAUAAUGUUGUUUGAUGCAACAUUGUCCUCACAGCAGCAAUAUUUUGUUACUGGGGAAAAGCCAUUCCUUUGCAUUUAGUACAUCCAUUUCUCUGUUCUUCUCCCAGUGGCUAUAAACAAAUAAGAAAUUUUGGCUCAGUCUCGCCUGAACCCCCACAGCUUUGUGACCAACAUAUUUUAAACUUGUAUGUGGUGCCAAAUCCUAACCUGCCUAAUAAAUAAAACACUAUUUACUUGUACAAAUGUCCCAUUCUUGGUUCAUUUCAUCCUGAUUUAUUUAUUUGCACCCUGUGCCUUUGAGUUCCCCAGGCAAAAAUUAGAUUUUUCUGUGCAAGCUUUUAACCUCAAAUAAUAGUUUUUCUCACUCUUGCUUUUUUUAAAUUCCCAUUUCAUGUGUACAGUGGUACCUCAGGUUAAGGACUUAAUUCGUUCUGGAGGUCCGUACUUAACCUGAAACUGUUCUUAACCUGAAGCACCACUUUAGCUAAUGGGGCCUCCUGCUGCUGCCGUGCCGCCAGAGCCCGAUUUCUGUUCUCAUUCUGAAGCAAAGUUCUUAACCUGAAGCGUAUGUAACCUGAGGUACCACUGUGUGUUGAAUUUUAUGCACACAAAGCCCUUUUUGUAACCUGAAAUGCUCCCAUAAUAAAAAACCCUCAAAGAGCAAACUUGCUGACUCAUGGGGCUGCUUGUUUUGGUUGCUUCGCUAGCUGACAGGCGUAUGCCAGAUUUCCAACAUAAUCAGUUUGGGAGUUGGACCAAAUACUCUCCUGGUGUCUCUUAAUUGUUUUUACUGAUUAUAUCUGACGUCACUUGACCACUGUCUCAAAUGUUCAUUCUGUCUGGACACCCGGGAGGAGACGAUUGUCGUAGCAUCAGUUCCUAAGUCUGUGUCUGAAUGGUAGCAAAUAAUGGAAAAUGAUUGCCUGUGGAUCUUUUUGCUCUCGGCAAUUCUGUAUGCCUGGAUUUGAUAUACUUCAGAGCUAUUUUAUUUGCUUGCGUUUAUUGUACUCCCUUCUUCUUAAAUCACAAUAAACUAAAACAGAUUGACUACAGCAAAACCCUUUUCUAUUUUCUUUCCUGGGGGAACUUCCCUGAACAGCAUAAUGUGUAUUUUCAUUUUGGCAAAGCAAAAACAACCCCCCCGCCCCAAAUUGUCGAGAAAAAAAAUGUUCUAAUCCUCUGAAUAAGUAAAGUAUCUCUUUCUUCAUGGUUUUGAGAAGUUUAAAGUCUUCAGAAUAAUAAUAAUAAAUCCUGAUACAUUAAGAAGUUAAAAGUUUUGUGGUGACAGGAUUGGUCUGAGGAAAAAAAUGUAAGGAGUAUUUUAUUUAAAAUGUAACUACUUUCUGCAUAUAGCUUUGCUAUAACUUGCUGAUGAAAUUUUGGAAUGCAUUUUUUUUAAUCCACAUGUUCUUUCAGCAAACAACAUUUGCAGUAUGUUCUCCAAUUUCAAAUCUGUGUGGUUUUCAUUAUCACACAAAGAUCAUUAUCUCCAGCAUGAAAAUUGUACUUUUCAUUGGCAGCUCUCCAUGGGCCUGUAUAUACAACCAAAUAACACGGGUGUAACUGAAUAUACUGGUGUUACUUGGUCAUGCCUGAUUGUCGCUGUUAUUAGUGGCAUACCAUGCUUUCAUCGUACCUCCAGUAUUAACUGCGACUGAGUAGGAGACAUUAAUUGCGUUGAUGGCGAUAGAUCCUUGGUGUGCUGAGCUCUACUUUGAUCAUGGCCACCAGGGCCUGUUCAAGACAUUUUGCUGCUUGAGGUGAAGGACAAGAUGCACAGAAGCCAACUGGACUGGUAGUUGAAUCUUUUUCCAAUGUUGGUGAAAGGACAGGGUCUCGCUUCACAAACGGCAAGCACCUAAAAAGGUAGCCAUGUUGGUUCCUAAGAAAGAACUCUAAAAUCCACAAUUGAGCAAUACUUUUACAGUGGUACCUCAGGUUAAGAACUUAAUUCGUUCUGGAGGUCCGUUCUUAACAUGAAACUGUUCUUAACCUGAGGUACCACUUCAGCUAAUGGGGCCUCCCGCUGCCACCGCACGAUUUCUGUUCUCAUCCUGAAGCAAAGUUCUUAACCCAAGGUACUAUUUCUGGGUUAGUGGAGUCUGGAACCUGAAGCGUCUGUAACCCGAGGUACCACUGUAUUGGGAUCAACCAGAAUGCCACAAAGGGAGGGGGCGAACUUUUGAGUUCCCUGGAACUAGUAAUUAUGCAAGAUGUUUCACGAAACAGAAGGUGAAGGAGGCAAAGACAAAUAAAACAUAAGAAGUACAGAAAUUUGGCCAUUGUUGUAACCAUAAGAUCAGCUUGCAUGUUCAUUGGAGACAGGACACCCUCUACCCUCCCCCGAUAUGGGUUACACACCUAGAGUUGUAGCCAGUGUUGGUUUGUGAGCAAUUUCAGUUGGUCCAUUAAUUUCAGUGGGUAUCCUUUGACUAGGACUAAGUUAGAUACCAUUCAUUGGAUUCUAGGAUGAGGAAGUCCCAAACUUCAAAUGAACUUUAAGCCUAAUUUUUGUACUUUUUGCAUUUUGUUUACUCCUUGUUCUUCUCGCCUCCUGUUUUGUGUAACAUCUUGUCUGUUGAAGACUUCUGAAGCACUCAAAAGCUGGCCAUCUUUUUGUGACAUCUUGUUGAGUCUCAAUAAAGAAUGUUGGAGUUGAGCCUACAAAAUAUGCAUGUAUCCCAACCCCUCCUUGCAAUUUUAAAUUCUUAAAAUCAGUUACCUGGAAGAGGAAUGGCAUUCCCUGCCCACCUACCUUGUGUGUAUAUACUAGGCAUAGGCAAACUCAACCCUCAAGGUGAUUUGGGACUACAACUCCCAUCAUCCCUAGCUAACAGGACCAGCGGUCAGGGAUGAUGGGAGUUGUAGUCCCAAAACAUCUGCAGGGCCGAGUUUGCCUAUGCCUGGUAUAUAUAGACAAACAAAUCCUUUUGUUUAAAGUAUUAUCUUCUUGUGGUUAACCCUAUAACCACCACACUCUACAUUAUCUAUCUCUGUAUAAGCAUUACUACCAGCACACAUUUCUGGAGGAGAGGUUGUAGCUUGAUGGUAGGGUGCAUGCCACCCAUACAGAACAUCUCAGUUUCAAUCCCUGGCAUCUUCUGGGAAAGGUCUCAGAAAAGCAGUAGGGACACUAACCAUGCACAGGGACUAGUGGUCAGAGCAGAUGGAGGUGGACAGGGAAAGUGUGUGUGAUCUUCCACCCUGGCUGCAUGUGACAUAGACAUGGUUUCAGCUCCAUAUGUUUGCUUGUUAAUGUGUAGUCUGUGCUUAAUGCUCACUGACUUUUCAAAGAAAAUCUUCAGCAGUCUCCCUGUAGAGAGAAUCGGCAGCAAUUGUGUGUGUGUGUGUGUGUGUUUGCUUACAUAACUAAGAGCCUGAUCCUAAAACACAUUCCUUCAGAAAACAAUUGCAAAAUGCUGCAUCAUGCAAGGGCACACACACACACACACGAAGCCUUGCAACAGCAGGGCUGUUAUGCCAGGGGCUCAAGGCAGUUAUGCAAAUCUUGGAGCAUCAGUUAAUGGCAAAACCGACUCUUUUUUCUUUAACGUUUCAUAAGCUACUAAUCAAGGGGUUUUUUUUAUCUUUAAUGUUUCAUGCGCAAAGUGUCUCCCAAAUGCUGUGUGAUUUAUGUAAGGAAUGAAAUGCAGUGAGAGCAGAGCAAGUCGACGCUUGGCUAAUUAUCUGAGCUAAAAAUGAUCUGAGCGAAAAGAAAAAAUCGAUAACAUGGUUAUGGAAACUACUAUGUGUGUAUAAUUGCAUGGAGAGGGGAACUUUUGACGUAUUUGGGUGGAGACAUUUCUUGGAGUGGGUGGACAGAUGCUGCUUGGUGUAAAAAAGAAUAAUGCUUUUAGUACGUUGCAGCCUGAUGCUAAAAAAAGACCACACACAUGCACACAAAACAAAACACUCCUAGCUUCGUCAGCAAAACAGGAAGAGGGUUGUCCAUGUGCUGUACAAAACAUCUCCCCGACUCCAUUAUUCCAGUGCAGCCUCUGGGAUCCUCUGUUUAGGUGCUUGUUGCAUGAAUACGAAGGUACAUCAGGGUUCUCACCCCCUCUGCCAGCGUAUUCUGGCCCUAGGAACUCAGGAGGAGGUCCCACCUUGAUGUAGAAAUUGCUCAGAACCUUGUAUCCCUCCCAUCCUAUUAUUCUGUGCUUCUAUAGUUUGGUAAUAGGGGUCUGUGCUCUACUCCCUGCUUUUUUGGGGUUGGAGGGGCUCCAGGCAUCUUCUGCAAAAGGUGAACAAAUGCAUUAUUCACUGGAGAUACAUGGUGGUUAAAAGGAAUGUAAUGGAGUGGAAAAACAGGCUUCUUCUGCUCCCUGCCCUCAAAAGCACAGGAAGUUAACUCCUGUCUCGCAGGCAACAUAGGAAAAGUCACUUGCCUUGAGAUGCCUGCAUAGCUAAUGUCAAAUAAUGCAUGCUCUGUGACAACCCUACGUGUUAAUUCCAUUGGAAAUUAUGGUUAAUGAAUUACACACAGUCUUUUUAUGCCAGCAUUUCUUUUUCAAGGAACUUAAUUUAGUUUGAUCACUCAUGUGUCUCCUGCUUUGCAGAGGUUUGUUUACCUGCUUGUCCCAGCAUGAAUUUGCCAGAUGUCCCUUCUUUUUCUAAUAUGUUACAGUGUGAUAGUCGCCUUUUUCAGGUUGUAGUAGUUUGGCAAAACUCUAAAGAACAUCAUCAACAACUCUAGAGUUUCUCUUGUGCCAUUCCCCACUCCCUUCAAGCGCUUGCUUUACUUAAAUCUUUUUUUAUAUUGCUUUACUUGUUGCUUUUCUGCGCUGUCCAAUAGCAGAAAUUCUCUGGGCAGUAUGCAAUGCAAAUGAUUAAAGCCAUAAAAUUACACACACACACACACACACACACACACACACACACACACUAAACAGCAAGUGAUAAAACCUGUUCCCAUAAUGCUAUCAAAGGAAGCACAAUCUUCCUACCACAAAAGCAAAGGGGCAAACAGAGAAAUAUUAGCAGUGGCAUUUUAUGCUAUGACUCUAUUGAAAUGCCUCCGUCCCUUGGCCUUUUUUAGUACAUAACGCCCACCUUGCUCCUGCAAUCUUUACCAGAAUACACAGUUGCUCAGUUUCACUUUGGUCCAGGGUGGCACUCCAAGUCACAUGCACACCAUACAUGUUCCCCCUCCAAAGAAUUCUAUGAACUGCAGUUUGUUAAGGGUGCUGGGAAUUGUAGCUCUGUGAGUGGAAAACUACAGUCCCCAUGGUUCUUUGGGCGAAAGCUAUGUGCUUUGAAUGUAUGGCUUGCACUGUGAGAACAGAAGAGAAUAAAACAGAGCAUAUGCAAUGCUUCAAUAAACGUGAUCUUCCUCAUAAUGAAAAAUAUUGAAUGAGCUCCAGUGUAUAAAAUGUGUGAAGUGCACAGGAGUAAAAAAAAAUAUGUAGGUAACUAACUCUCUUGACCCACUUGAAGAAAACAACCCCAAAAGUUACCAUAUGGUAAUACCCUUAUGGGGAGGAGUAACUAGAGCAGAGCAAAGUAGUGAGCAAGCUUUGGGGUUCUUCAGAGCUCUGGAUGUUGAGCAAAACAAGGGGGAGGGAAGGAAAUGAAGACAAAAUGUUGGAGCCUCGAAGUCCACAAUUUGGGUCUUAAAAUGGAGUGCAGGAGGUGUUGGAAAAAUUAUACACUCCUCAUACAACAGAUUUCAGGUUGCACCUUAAAAGUUACUGUGACCAAAAAAACCACCCACAAUGACAGUCCCUCCCUCCGCAAGUAGGGAGAUCAGUUAUUAUUGCUUCUGUGUCCCAGCAGCCCUUGCUGCAACCUGAAAUCUGUUCUGCACCUACAGAGUCUAAUCUAAUUAAGUCUGCCUAAUGCCUCCUGCACUCCAAUUUAAGGCUCUUACAAACUACAGACUAGUAUUUCUCGCCAUCCACCCCCAACCUCCCGCUGCUGCCUUAUGUUUUGCUUAACACCCAGACUGAAGAAGAGCCCUGGAGACCUCGAAAGCUUGCUUAAUUGUUGCUUUGGAAUAUUUUAGUUGGUCCAGAAAUAAAGAUAUGUCUCUGACGGCACGUGAUGCAGAAGGAAGGUGGUUGUUUCUGAGUAGCCUUUUUAACGAGGCGCAUCUAACCUCGUUUGCUUUUAUUGACGUGCGCGCAGCCCGGGAAUUACAGUAUACAGUAUAGUGAGGUCAGGUGGUCAGCUUUUUGGCUCUUCCCUUGUAAUCUCAGAAGUUAAAAGGGCAUAAUAGAGAAACGUGGUAUGGGAAACAACGACACAACACCCAUCCCGGAAACAAGACCAGAAAAAGUGCUCCAGACAUCAUGAUAACUUUAAAAAGUUGAAGGGAGGGCAAGAGGCAUAGCUUUGGCCAAGCCAAGCCGGCAUCGCCCGCUGUCUCUCUUAAAAACCCCACAGUUUUAGGGCUGGGACUUUGCCCUCGACCCUAAAGGCGCCCUUCCUUACCCCUCCCCGGAUUGAUCGUCUGGGACCAGACACUGUCCGCCCGUCGGGACUCUCCCGAGCGCGGCCCCUUCCCACUGCCCGUUAGCUCGGCCGUCCGUCCUUCUAGGGGGGGCUUUAGGGGGGUGGCGGCCGGGCGGAGCCUGGCGUUGGGGCCGGGCAUGGACUGGCCGGGGGGCGAGGGGAGCUGGAGGCUGCGGCGGGCUGUCCUAGAGCUCGUCUGGACGAGGGGGAGAGAGCUGGCUGGCUGUGUGGACCCGAGAUGCUGUGUGGCGGUCAGUGGAGGAAAACGCUUUAAAACUGAGGGAGCGAUGAAUUAAAACGCGGGGGGGCGGGGGGGGGCGUUGUAGGGCAAAUGUGGGGAUACAGGGGAGAGAUCCUCCAGGCGCUUAAGGCAAGUCUCUGCGGAGGGCUAAAUGCCCUCGACAUGUUUUUAAACUAAGCUUAAAAUAAAUACGCUGCUGUGUUGAUGGUUUGUAUGUGUGGGGCAGAAGAGUUGGAGUGUAAUAUUUUUAGGGGGCUGAGAAUCUGUGUAAGGAGUGUGGGGUAUCAUGUAUGGGGGAAAUGUGCUACGAGGCUGGUGGUUCUGUGGGCUAUGUAGCCACUGUCCAGAAGUGGAAUAUGGGCAGUGGGUUGUUGGAGGGUCUUUGGAGAGACAGAUCUUGGGUGGAGUGGAGCAAGGGACUGGGAGAUCCGGUGGUACUGAGGUGUUGUGCUGGGUCAAAGUGUGGGGCAGUGGCUGAAAAGGCAAAAGUGACUCUUCCAGGGACGGAAGGAGCUGAUGCUGAGGGGCAAGGGCAGGGGAGCCUACGGCCCUCCAGAUGUUGUUGUGCAGGACUCCGACUCAUUGAUCCUGGACAGCGUAGUCAAUGAUCAGGAAUGAUGGGAGUCAUAGUCCCAGCAACAACUGGAAGGGUACAGGCUCCCCACUCCUGGACUGGUAGGAGACCAGCAUUUGUGGAAGAGGGGUUUUGAUUACCGAAGGGGGAUUGGUUUGUUUGAUUGAUUUUAAAAGCUUAUAUCCUGCCUUUUCCCAGAUAAUGGAUCCAGGGUUCUGGGGUUUCAAGGGGUUUGGCUGAGAUGGGCUCUGGGUCUGAGAGGGUGGCUCUCUGUAGCAGUCUCUGGCAUGCUGAGGGAGGGACUGUUUCAACAGUGUACAUUCCAGGCUCAGGAGUCGGCAGGGACCGGAGAGGUUUCGGUGGCUUUCUUUCCCUGUCUCACCUCCAGUGCAAACUUUCCCCGAAGCUUCUUUCCGAUAUAUGCAGUGCCCAGCUUGGCCUGGCAGCCUUCCUUUUCCCUUUCGGAAUAUAGAGUUUCCAUUUCACAGCCACAUGGGGAAAGCUGGCUCCAUCGCAAUCAGAUAUAUUGAAAACUGUGGCUAGAAGUAUUCGCACGCCUUCCCUCCCUCCUCCCAUCCCUGGCCACAUCUACCCUUGGACAUUCUAGCUUAUUUGGACAGGAGCAGAGACUUUGGUAUCUGGAGUGACAACUGCCUGUUAGCCCCUCCCUCCCUGGGCAAACUCUCGUCUCCUGUUUGGUAUUAGCUUUCAGCCCAGGAUGCAGAGCAGAUGGUUUAAGCCUAAGUACUCCUGCCUAGCUGGUUUGGAUGGUUAUUUCAGGGGUGUGCUGCAGGCUGUGCCUCUUGGGCAUUCCCUAGGUUAUAGCUAAAUUUGCCCGAAUUGCUUCACCUUAUGUACUCUCUGCACAGUGGUGUUUGUGCCCAUUGGAGGUGCUAGGGCAGAAAGCAGGGAGCCCAACAGCUGAUGGAGCCAGAGUCAAUGAGAUUCAGAGCCAACUAAUUCGAGUUUUUCCCCCUUCUUUCUCGCCCUCCUUACAAGGCAUAGGUGCAAACUCCCUGGGGCCCCAAAAUUCCCCAUGAAGGGGCCAGGCAUCCACAAAUUUUGGUGCCAGGGCUGUGCACGCUGCAUGGCACCCACAGCCCUGGGUACCCACGGUCGUGGGGCCAAGUUGGCACUCCUGUUACAAGGCCAACACUGAGACAUAAGGUGGAAGAAGCUGACAGGCAACGCCAGCUAGUAGCGGUUCUCAACCUGUGGGUCCCCAGAUGUUGUUGGACUACAACUCCCAUCAUCCCUGAGCUCUGGCCUUGCUAGCUAGGGGUGAUGGGAGUUGUAGUUCAACAACAUCUGGGGACCCACAGGAUGAGAAAGGCUGGAAGGCAAGGCUGGGUGGGCUGCCUGGCUGAUGUCAGAUUCAUAGCUGUCAACUUUCAGAUUUGAAAAUAAGGGAUCAGCAGCCUCACCUGUCCCGGGGACAGUCUACGGGAUAUCUAACAAUCCGGGAUAGCAGCGGGAAGCGGCGCUGGAAUAAGGGAAUUCCCCGCAAAAAAAGGGAAGGUUGACAGCUAUGGUCAGAUUGAGGUUGGUGGGGCAGUGUUCCAGCCACUAAAAUGGGCCAGCCAUCGCUGAAACUCCACUGAACAACUUGCCGCAGGUAACUAAGAAUUACUUGCAGGCAAAUGAGUGGGGUGGUGGAUGAGGGGUGGAUCCUUCGCCUCCCUCCACCACUUGAGUUCUGUGCUAACCACAGAGGAAGGAAAGCCCCUUCCUCCCUGAGAAGCAUGCAAACCAAGCAGGCUGGUGGAGAAGAGGCGGAUAUGGAAAAUAAUCUGUUCUUCCUUUGCCCGUUCACUCAGCCUACUCAGCCACUCAGCCUACUUGAAGAGUCUAAGGAACCUGUAUCUGCUGGUAACUUUUGUGGGCUUAUUUCCAAGGCUGUGCUAUAUCUUUGACCCCCAGAUUCCCCUUCUGUCAAAUUGAGCUAGAUUUUUUCCUCACUAAAUUCGUUAUAAUUUCUGCGCUCUAACAGAAAGGGUUCCCAUGUACCCUUACUCAGCAUUAAGUUUCGCUGAGUUUGGUGGGUGUUUACUUAUUCCAAGGUCAGUGUGCAAAGGACUGCAACCUUAUAGUUGGGGCUGAUGAGAGUUGGAGACAACAACAUCUGGAGGGUCGUUAUGUUCCCCACCUCUGUCCUAGCCCAUCAGCAUUAGCUCAGCCCAAUCCCUUAGCUUUGCAUGGAACUGCUAGACCCCCUAGUGCGACUGUUUCCGUAUGCAUCAUAUUCUACAUCUCCCAACAUAGGAAUGACACUUUACAAAUCAAAGGAAGAAACUCUUAUGUGAGUUCCUCAUGGGUAGAGAACAUAUUUAGCUUUGCUCUGACCCUUUUGGAAGAGUUUUCUCUUCUAAUGUAGAACUGAUGGCAAGUUUUUUUUAAAAAGCAAAAAACAAAAUUGAAAAGCCACUAUGUUUUCUUUGGUGGCGUUUCUUUUGCCUGCAAUGAUCAUUUGAAUUGGGGGCAGCAGUGGGAUAAAUGUGUCCCUCUCCUCUCUUCUGAACAUAACAUGACCUUAUCCGUUUCACAACCUUAGGGAAAAAGAGAUUGGUAAAAUGGUACUUUUUUUACUGGGUCACAUUUGUUAAUAAGCAUAUGCAAGGAUUUUGAUGGUCACGUGACAUUGUUCUUCAGAGCUUGUGGAUUGGACCACGUAGCAGCAGGCUGACAGCAGCUGCUCCAUGAGUAGUUAGUUGAGCGCUACAUAAUGAGCCGGUCUCUGCUUUGUGUUUGGAGCAUGAAAGGGUCUGUAACAUGAUGCUCCGACUUCUAAGGCUGGAGAAUGGGGUGGGAAGGAGGGAGGAAGGGAAGAGAGUAUUGGGGGCUUGUAAGCUGUGUGUGAUUUACUCAUUGUGCCCGCUGGAAAGAGAAAAAUCUCAUGGGCCUUCCUCCUGGCACGAAUCCAGGAGUUUUUGCGCUCUCCUGUGCCAGGCGCAGGAAAGAAGAGAGGCUGUACAAAUUGCUGCUUUCUAGUCCUGAUCCUAAAUUUGGUGGCUCCGUGUGCAUUUGCCUUAAGUUGCUCUAGGUUAUGUCUUGGAGCUGGUAAAGACUACAAGAAAUGAACUGCACAGAAACAGAGGAACGUGAUAUGCACUGCACAUGUGGAAACAUGCACACACGAACCUAGUUGUUAGCAUGAAAGAAAUGUGAAGCGACAGGCGUCCCUCCCCUCCUGUUCUCUGAUUAGCUGGUAAGACUGUUUGGCUGUGACGCUGGCCAGGAUUUUUUUGGGGAGUUGGAAUGAUAGUGAGAAGGGCAGGCAGCAGGAAUCAACUUGAAACCGCUAGUGGUUUUACUCUUUCAGGAUGUGUGAGCCAGCCUCAUCUGCCAUUUUCCUACAUGGACAAGCUUCUCUGGUGGUUUGUCCUUUGGUUCGGAAGUCUGGCUGUUGUUGACCGGGUUUGCGUUUGUUCGGUAUGUCUUUCUGCCUUUCUGCCUGCCAAGGCAUAUGGUGUGGGAUACAGAGCAGGGGAGGUGGUGCUGUGCAGCUCACUUUUCUCUGGCACAGUUUGAAACAUAAUGUUGCCUAGAGGGAAGAGUGUCCCUGCCCUGAUCUUCGAACGAUAAAUUUGAGGAGGAAAAAAAAACAAACUCCAUUCAGCCGCUGUUAAAUUAAUUGCUUGCGUUUGUAACUUGGACACCAAAGCUGGCUGUUUGGGUGGAGAACUCCACUGUGGAGCAGAGGAAUUUAGAGCGAAAAUCACUGUAAUGAGGGAGUCCUCCAGCAAUGAAUUGCAGAAUAGAAAAGUAGAGAAGUACGAACUUUCCCUGUGGCUCUUGAGUUGUGCAUGUAGAGAGGGUCUCGGCUGAUUUUAGCAAGGGGCGAUCUGUAUUUUCCUCUUACACCAUCUACUGUGUAUUUAUCCUUCAGUGUUCCUUAAUUUUGCAUUUGCACAAGGAAUCCAGAGCAAUAUGGAGAGUGGGGACUGAGAACUUCUGAGAACCUACCCUAUAGCCUGGUUGGUUGUUGUGACUGAAACUCAUCAUGUGCUACACAUGCCAGAAACUGCACUGAUUUUUCAUUUAAUCUACUGGCCUCACAAUUUUUCUGUUGUUUCAGGAGGAAGUUGAUGACAGGAGAGCAGAGCUCACUUUCAAGACCUGAGGCAGGUAAGGUACACGAAGAGAGAGUUCCCUCAGAUACCACAGCAAAAUUUGCAGAAUUACUGUCAUUUGGCUUCUGUGUUCCUAGGAUGUGCUGGAGGUUGAAAUGAUGUGCUGUUCUUUAUAUGAUUCACUUAAGGCCACUCUUCUUCUCCCCAUAAUGCAAGCUAGUUUAGUUUAAUGUGCAGUCUUUUGCUUACUCUGGUACAUCUAUGAAUAUAUCAAAGUGCAGCAGAUUUGGUUGGCAAGGAAUGGCCAAGGAAUCACAUUCUGAACAGCCUCCUUUUUUUGUCUUUCUCAUUUAUCUUCCCACCCCCUUCUUUGGACCCCUUGCAUUCUUUGAGGGACUGACACUUGGAAAGGGGAUGGUUUGUGCUUAUGAUAGCUUUUGGAGAAUUUGCAACUCCCCCUCCCCCCCAAACCCCCCACACCAAAUGACUUAGAUAUUUAAAACAACCAUCUCUCAGGAUAUUGCUCACCAAUACCCUCUUUAGGAAACUGACCCUGUGUGUAUUUGGAAACUUGGACCUUAUUUUGGCUUAGUCUUGCAUAUAGAAUGAAAAGAUUUACUAGCUUACUAAAUAAAAUUGGGUAGUCCAUGUUUUCAUUGUGCAUCCACACGGCACUCAAUGCGCCCCAUUCUUGUCACUGCACCUGGUUGCUAUGCUACUGCAAUCCUAAGGCCUUUCCCUUUAAUUUCUGUUCUCCUCUGGUGCCAACAGAGGAUAGCUUAGCCUGCCCACUUAACUUGGCAAAACUUUUCUGACACUGGUUGUCUUUGUGGCAAGAGAGAGAAAAGAACUGGGUUGCCUGCUUUGACUUCCAGAGGGGGAGUUAAUUAUGUAGCAAGUUACAAAAGGGCCCUCCCCACCCUUUCCCCUUUUUGUGAAGGCUACUAAGAGACUGACACAAAAGCACUCAUUAAACCAGAUGACCUUCCAAUCUUGGGCUUGCAGUUCCUGCUCAAGGCAGCUCGGAGCAGUGAUGAUAAAUGCAGUGAAAUUGACAUUAAUCUGUAUUCGGAGCAUUUGCAGAUACGGACAGCCUUGGGGCUGUCUUUGCCAUGUGUUAUUGCCCUGAGUAGUAAUAGUAUUAUAAUUUAUCUGUGCAUGAAAGGCUUGUCACAUGUCUUGAGCUCAACAAGGGCAGAUCUAAUGCCUCCUCAGAUGGGAGGUGGACAGAAAGAGGCAUCAGGGUCUUAGGAAAUGGCCAUGUUUAUAGUAGAUUUUUUGUGUGUUCUUUAGAUCUUUCACAUGACAGUCAGACCCAGGCCGCUUGGCCUCAUGGAAACUCAUUCUCUGUUGUGUCGUCCCACAAAACUGUGGUGCAUGUAUGGACCGAUGGACAUCCUCCCUCAUCAAAUAGCUGAGAAAUUUGUUAUUAGUCACUUUUGUGCUUUUCAUCACUUAAGUGCUUAAUUUCCAAAAUUGGAGAUGCUAGAACUCAUACAUCCUUGAAACACAAUAGUCUUUGCUCUGGAAACUCUUUACAUGGGUCCAUAGCUGGUUGCAGUUUCUCCAUCUGAAGGGGAAGGAGCUUGGAACCUGCAGAAAGGCACUCCCUUUAUUGUUACUACUUCACACAUUUGAGGAUUGAGCUCUGAUUUUGAAACAAGUUCUGGGGCUUUCCUUUUGCAUCCCUUUGGGUGUGAUUACCGAAAGUACUUACAAAGUUCUUUGCUUGCUUUGUUUAAUCUCUAUAUUCUGAAACGCAAAAUUAACACCUGCAGCUUGGUGAGACCUCGCCUCUCUUCACAAGAUUGCAGCUGCCCUCUGAUUUCGAAUGAAGCCUGCAAACAUUUCUCUGAUAAAAACAGGGACAUCCUAUUCAAUAAUAAUAAUAAUAAUAAUAAUAAUAAUAAUAAUAAUAAUUUAAACCCCGCAUAUCUGACUGGGUUGCCCAAGCCACUCUGGGUGGCUUCCAACAUAUACUGUAUAUACUCAAGUAUAAGCCGACCUUUUCAGCACAUUUUUAAUGCUGAAAAAGCCCCCCUCGGCUUAUGCUCGAGUGAGGGUCCUUUUGGGCUGCUCCUUCCUCUUCCUCCGCCUUUGCCGCUGUUGGCGGCAGAGGAGGAAGAAGGAGCAGCCCCAAAGCAGCCCUUUUGGGCUGCUUGUUCUUCCUCCACCGCUGCCGCUGUCACCAGCCUCUGCCUCUCAGCAGCACCCUAGGGAGACAGGGGGGCGGGAGAGGCUGGGGGGGAGAGAGAAGCGCCCUCUGCGCGCACACACACACACACACACACACACACUCCGGCCCACCAGGAGGUUUGUGGUGUGGUAAACCGGCUUAUACUCGAGUCAAUAAGUUUUCCCAGAUUUUUGUGGUAAAAUUAGGUGCAUUUAAAAACUUCCCCAUGCAGGGCUGCCUUCAGAUGUCUUCCAAAGGUUGUAUAGUUACUUAUGUCUUUGGCACGUGGGUUGCAUAACUCCAUACCCUCCAACAUUUCACCAAUGAAAACAGGGACAUCCUAAGGAAAAGUGGAGCAUUCUGGGAUCAAAUCAGAAAGUGGAACGGCUUCUGUAAAUCCAGGACUAUCUCUGGAAAAUAGGGACACUUGGAGGGUCUGGCAAACCUGUGGCCCUCCAUUUGAUGUUAUACUACAGUUUCCAUCAUCCCUACCCAUUGGCCAUAUUGGGUGGGGCUAAUGGGAAUUGGAGUCCAGCAGCAGCUGAAGGGCCACAUGCUCGCCACACUAAUGUAAAGCUGCUGGGUUCCAUCUGGCAAUCAUAUUAUUCAGGACUGGAAAAUGACUGAAAGAAUAUGCAGGAUAUAAUGUGCAUGGAAGCAAGUCUCAUAUUUACAUGGAAGUAAGUCUGAUUUCAGGAGGAUUCACUUGUGAGUAGGUGUGCAAGAGGUUACAGCCCCAUUAAAUACAGCAGGAUUUACUUUUGAAUAAACAUGCAUAAGAAGAACAUCAACAACAUCUUAUUUAUAUGUUGUGCACCUGACCGGGUUGCCCCAGCCACUCUGGGCAGCUUCCAACAACUUAAAGCAUCAGCAAAUUAAAACAUCAACGGCAUGAAUUUGGAUGCGCCCAGGAAAGUGCUGUAUGGCAUUUCAUUUACAAGUAUGGAUCUUUGUACUAGGAAGAAAGUCUCAAAUGAGUUCAUUGAGUCUCACUCCAAACUAGUCAGAUUGCCUAGUACUGCCGUCCAGUGGUGGAAGAACCUUCUCCGGCACCUGGGGUGGGGCAUCCCAUAUGGAGUGUGCAUGUGCAAUGACCGUACGGGCUGCCACACAUGCGCACGGGCUGCUGCUCGCGUGUGUGGCAUAUAUGGGCAGCCGAUCGUGCACGGAGGCGUACAGGCUACUGUGCGAGCAGCAUCCCGUACGGACCACGCAUGUAUGGCAUCCAGUACGGACUGCGCAUGCGUGGCAGCCCAUAUGGACUGUGUGCGCCCUCAGCCGCUCUACAGCUGGGGGGAGGCAGGGGCCACCCACUCUACCCCCCACUUCGUACGCUCCUGCUUUCGUCUUCAUUUCCGUUUUGCCAUUUCACCUUAUUUAUACCAAUCUCAGGGUUUCACAUAUGCUUCCUCGUCCUGGAACUGCAAGCUUGGGUUGCAGAUUUUGUUUUCUUAAUGAAUACUGAAUUUGUACAGUUUCACUUAUUUAUGAAUUUAUGAAUUAUGAAGUAGCCAGGUUUGUUGUUGUUGUUGUUUAGUCAUUUAGUCGUAUCCGACUCUUCGUGACCCCAUGGACCAGAACACGCCAGGCACUCCUGUCUUCCACUGCCUCCCGCAGUUUGGUCAAACUCAUGUUCAUAGCUUCAAGAACACUGUCCAACCAUCUCAUCCUCUGUCGUCCCCUUCUCCUUGUGCUCUCAAUCUUUCCCAGCAUCAGGGUCUUUUAGCUUCUGCUAAAAGACACCACCAGAAGAAUUGUGUUUGAUAUCUAGAUAAAUGGGUGUACAACUGAAAUGGCAAUAGGGAGAAAGUUUGUACCUUGUUACUGAUAAUUUUGCUUAUAAAAUGACUCUGAACCUGAGUACUAAAGACCUCCCAAUCAUAAAAUUUGAUGUGGAAUAAAAGAGCUUCUUGCACAAUUUUCAGUAGUGGAUCAUGCAAAUUUUUUCAGUCACAAUGCACUUUUAUAGAGGGGGUGAAUGAAGGGGAAAGGUCAUAGGUCAGUGGUAGCAAGCAUGCACUUUUCAUGCAAAAGGUUCCAAGGUUCAGUCCCUGACGUCAGUGUAGACAAUGCUGAACCAGAUGAACUAAUGGUCUGACUCAGUGUAAAGCAGCUCUCUGUGUUCCUUUGUUUCAUGCAAGGCAGGAACAGCCAUAAUUUCUUUUGAUAGUUGUUCUAAAUGGCUAAGAUUCCAAGCUGCGGGGAGGAAUUUUUGGUAGAAAUGAAAGGUGAUGUGAAAUGGGAUUUUCCCUUUCCUUUGAGUGCUGCAUUCCCGUUUACAUGGCAGCUCAAGUGCUCAUCAAUACUGCGUCCGAAAAUGGUGCAAAUUAGGGGCAGGGAACUUUUUCCAGCCCCAAAGCCACUUUCUCUUCUGGGCAGCCUCCUGGUGGCCUCGUGUCACUGGUGAGAAGGGCCAGGAGCAAAAAAUGGGCAGAGCAACAAAUGCCAGUUUAACUUUUGUUCAGUAGUCCUGAACACACAGGCACACAUUUUUCUGUUCUGCAUCCAGGCAAGCAAGUGAUGCAUUCUGGCCCUUGCCUGGGGUUCGCUACCCCUGGUGUAAAUAAAUGAGAGUGAGAAUCAUUUCAGUUUCCUUCACUUUCUGAUUGAUUCCUCCUGCCUUCCUUGGGCCAAGAGGCCUCAAAUAAAGGCAGAGUUGAUUAUGGUAGCAAUAUGUACUUACAUGAGUCCACAAACACAGCAUGAUCGGGCUGUUUGACUCAAAGGGAGUACUCACUAAUGUUCAUGCGAUUGUGUUACAAAUUUAUAAUCUAUAGUAAAAACACAGCAAGGCAGAAUACAAUAUUGUAUAUAAUAAUGAAAUCAUCAAAAAUAUCCAUAAUUAAAACACCCAUAAAACAUCAAUAAAUACUGGUUGGUUAAAAGGAGAGGGGAGGGGGAUUCAUGUUGUUAGAAGCCUGCCUAAACAAAAAAGUUUUCAAAAAGUGUCUGAAGAGAGAGAUGGUUCCUGCCCAACUUCUAUUGCCAGGGAGUUCCACAGGGCAGUGCAUGCCACACUAGGAUUCAAGUAAAAGGCUCGAAUCCUAGUGAAGGCCAACUGAACCUCAAGGAUAUGGGGAACCACCAGAAGUGCCCCGUUAGAUGAUCUCAGUGAUCGCGGUGGAGCAAAAGGAAUUUGAUAGUUCUUAAGGUGCUUUAGUGACUUGGAAGAGUUAUCGCUUGGUGUAAGUCAUUUAGGAUACCAAUUUGUAACCCUAUUUUGAAUGGAGAUCUUGCACUACUAUAGUUUUAUGGAUUUGCUGGAGGUGCCUUGCAAGCUGCUCUCCAGGUGCCAGAGGCCUCUUUGUGUGGGUGGGCCCUGCAUGUCAAUAGAGUUUCUGCAAACAGAAUAACUCGUGGAUCAGGUUAAUUGUGGUUUCCUCCCCAAUUUGAAUAGAUUGCGAUUGGGAGGUGGCCACACCCCUUGGUGGGACGCAGGCUGCACAGAUGGCUCCGUAGAAAGAUAACUGACCGAACAAACAGGAGAGCUUGAUUUCAAGGGAGGAAUUAACAGGAGCUGUUCCGUGGAAUGGCACAGCAGAGAAAGGUUGAUCCCUUGUUCCAGGAUGCAUCCUGCUUGGGGUGGGGCCCAUGUACCUGGUGUGAGCGGCCAUGUGCCUGAUCUACAUGCAAAAAAAAUCCACAAGGCGCAACUCAUUUCCCCCCUGGCCUUGGGGACUGCCCCCACUGCACUUCCUGUUAAAUCAGUUUCUGUUGCUUCCUAUGGAAUGCCUUUGCAUUAGGCGGUUUGAUGGUUAGUCACCGUGUUCUGUCACACUCGGCAACAUAUCAGCUGUGUCACUGGAGCCUACCUCUUAGGUUACUGUGUCUGGGGAAAGUAGUCUGCUGGAACUAAUUAUUCCCUUAUGUGUGGGAAGGGGAUGGGGGGCCCAGCGGGCGAGGGCCUCUUCCCUUUGAAUUCUAAAUCUUGCUCAACAUGUGCCACGAGCAACAUAGAUUUGCAAGCUCUCGUUUAUGGUGCAACAGGACAUUUCAUGUGUUUUUGUUGCUGUUACUCUGCCCCAGGGGAUUCUGGGAGUGGUGGGCGGCUGUGCUCGUGAGAAGUCCCAUUCUCUCCCACCCUCCACCCGCCCGGGCUAGUAGCAUGCUUGGCAACACUCCUUACUUGAGCCCUUGUUGUUGUUUUUUUGUCUCUGCUAGGAAGGGAAGAAUUUUGAGCUGGCGCCUUAUCUUUGCAGCUUGGUCAGUUCCCUGUGACCCUGGAGCAAAGGACAGCCUCCCACACUUGAGGUUAGCAAUUUUCUCUGCUACACUUGAAAAUUGCAAGGGUUGGAAGCCGCAGCCAGACUCCCCUCUGCCUCACCCUAAAUGGCACGGAUGCUGUGCAGUUCUCAAUGGCUCCCCUCCCCACGGCAGAGAGGAUCUCAUUCUGACUUGCUAGGUUGGGAGGUCUGUCUGGGUGUAGAGCAGCAUUCAGUCUCUCGUGUCUGCAACAAGGACAUCCAUCAACAUGGGCAGUGAGCACAGGGGGCAGACUGGAGCUGGGGCACAGAGUUCAAGCAUGCAAUCUGUCUCAGAUGGAUGACAGAGAUAAGGAGCACAAGAAUCAGGGGGCAGCAGGGACAGGUGCGGCAGCAAGCAAAAGCUUGGUUUCUGCAAAGGCAAAUUUGUAAAGAGAGCAUUUGCCCAAAUGAGCAGACUGGGCAGUGAAAGAACAAGGGCUGCAAUCCAGAGAAAGCUUGAUGAGCCUGCUGGAAGUAAUGGGGCUUUGAUGGGCAUCCGUAAGCGCUGGGUCUGCAGGAACUGGCCUAUCCUGUUGCCCCAGAAGUGUAAACCGUGGAGUGCUUUGCUGACCAGUAAAAGGCUAUUUUGAAAUCCACAGAUCAGCUACUUGUCCUCCCCUGAAAUAUCAUGACAAUCUUUCAGAAUGGUUGCCUGACAGCUGAGCUCCUGUGCGGUCUGUUCCUAGAUGGCGCCAGCCUAGCCCUGCCCACUCAGAAUGCUUUGUAGCACAGGCUGGGUACACAUUGCAUAUUCCAACCCAACUCAGAGAGUCCUGGGAAUGGUAGUUUGUUAAGGGUGCUGGGAAUUGUAGUUCUGUAGGGGGGUAAAGUACAGUUUCCAGGAUUCUUUUGUUUUUGAGUGGGUGGAGAAUGUUCUUUAAAUAUAUGGUGUGUACGCAGCCACAGUAUCAUCGAGGAGUCCCACCUGACAUCUUGGCCCUUGUGCAAUCAUGCUAUGCAAAUCUAUGCAUCUACACAUGCAGACGCAUUGAAGAAUUGUCGAGUGGAAAUUCUGUAAUAUGUUUCAGCUGAUGGAUGUCUGUUUUCUGCCCACAAAUUCUGAGGUUUUCCAUUGAGGAAUUUUAAACACUCAAACAAGCCCCUGGCCUUGGGAGGCACUUCUCUGUUCUGACAGAUGUUUGGGUGAUAACCAGUAAGUUAGUUUGUUUCUCAGGAUGUUGACCUUCAUCUGUGGAGGGAGGAUGGUGACGUCUCCCUUCCUCCCAAUGGAGAAUACAAAGAAAUAGUACAGCAACGGGGGAGGGAUAGGACUUCACAUUAGGAGAUUAACAGGAACAAAACCCAGAACUUUUGGGUUUCCAUAACAAACACCAUUAGCAUCUGACUACACCGGGUGAUAGUGUUAGUCCUACUCAGGGGAUACCCACUGAAGUUAAUAGACAGGACUAAUACAGGUUUAUUAAUUUCAGUGGGUCUACUCUGAGUAAGAGUUAACAGUCUACAAUCUUCUAUACUUGCAUAGUUCACUGUUGUUUAGGCAAAGCUAUCCAGACACAUAGAAGUUAUAUACGUUUUAUUUCUUUUUAGCUACUGUUGCUUUUUAACAAUUUCUUGAAUGUUUUGGAUUAUUUGUUUCUAGCUGUAUUUAUUGACAGUUUUCAUAUUUCUUGCAAACUGUUUUUAGAGUUUUUAUUACAAUCAAGCACUACAUAAAUUUGGUGAAAUCAAAAUAAAUGUGGAGGCCUGAGAUUUGGGUACCUGGGGGAGAGCGUCUUCUGAGAUAAACAGGUCAGCUGUGAAAUGAAACAAUAGCAUUUAAGAAAGAUGCAAGAUGUUGCUGUUGGCACUGUGCUUGUUUUGUGAAGGGAGGGCUCAUUAUCUCCUCCCUCCUUCCUCAGUGGUGAACAGUAUUUUUUAUUGCCUUACAUCCAUCCAGAAAUAGAAUGCCUCCCCCCCACUCCCCACCCCCAUCCACCGGUUAUCUGCUUGGUGUCCUUUGGGGUCUGUUAAGCAAAAGAAUCUCUAUGAUGUGCAUCUUACACCCUUCGUUUGUUUGUGGAAAAUGCUGCCACUUUCCCCUUUAAGUGAAGUUUGUUUUCCUCCAAGUCUGGCAGCUAUUUUAGUGCAAGCUGAAACAUGCACGUGGUCUGCACAAAACUCCAGAUGGAGCCAGACAUGGCCCCGCUCUCUCAUCUCCUGGGCAGGAACAGGCUUAACUGCUUUCCUGCUCUCUCAUCAGCUAAGGGUUCAUUGAUGAGGCGGUUUUGCUUAGUCUGUGGCCUGCACCUGUGGUCUUCCUUUAAGCCUCCUUUUUGCAUGUGGGGUGUGGGGGGCAGAUAAGGAACCGAAAGGCUCUGCCUGAGCACAGAUAACUGGACCUUUAAAAAGCUGAGGAGCUCCUUUGCCUAAACACAUUUGGCAAGAUGUGCUUCCCUAGUGCCAGGGGAAUCCAGUGCUGGGCACCACAGCUCCUGGUUGGCACUGGCAAGAGCACAACUUUCUUUUUGCUCCUUCUUCUUCUGUGAGUAAUCAGUGAUCAGCCUGCUGUGGAUGGUUGGUUGGUUGCUUAAGAGCUUGGAUAGGAACAAAUUUUAGCACUGUCCCAGUUUUAGCUAGUGCUGAUGAGAAUUUACCUUGCAUUUUGAGCAUGGAUGGCAUGCUAGCCUCAUGAGCACCCCAGUUGAAGCCACUGUUGCUGCCCAUUGUGACUCUAGUGGGCAAAUCCCACUGAGCCAGCUAUUGUUCCUUCAUUACCAGGUCAGGCAGGACAAUGUCCUGAUCCUCUGGAGGAAGUCUUGUUAAUGCAAGGGCAACAAACCCAGGCAGCCCCCCCCUUCAUUUUAGUUUCCUAGUCAUAGGUGCUGCUGCAAAAUGAAAGCACUUGCCAUUGAAGUUCCCUACCCUUUUGUUUCAAGUAGUUUGUUCUGCAGCAAAGUUUGCUAUUUUUAAAGGCUGCAGGUUUGAUAGGAACAUGGGUCCGUUGCUCAAAUGUAAAAGAGUUACGCACUUCAAUGCAAGAAGGGAAGUGUUCUCGUAACUCACCCCCCCCCCCAUUAUAACUGCAGUAGGGCUGGUGCCAAGCAUUGUCUACCCCAGGUGAGAACUCUGUUUGAGCCCUUCCAGCUCUAUGUCACCCGACUAGUGGGAUGGUAAAUGUAGGGAAGAGAAAAGGUUGCAUAUGGAACCUUUCUAACAAAAGAACAGCCAGACCCAAAUCUGAGGUGCACGUCUGUCAAAGGUUCCCAAAAGCUCACAGCGUUUGCAAUCAGGUGAGAUAUAUGUGCUGUACUUUAUGCUGUGUCUGUGCAAAGUGUGGCUGGUUUUGAGUCCAGAGGCAACUUGCAUGCAUUUGAAUGAGAAACAGAAUUUGCCUCUGGGCUGAAAACCAGCCACACUUCACACCGACAUGGCUUGCUUAUUUAUUUUUUAAAAAACAUUCUAUUCAUUAAAAACCCAAGUGGUUUACAACAGUCAAACAAAAAACCAUGCAGUAAAAACCAUAUAUGUAUAUAUUUAAAAACCCAGAGAAGGAUAUUUUCUCACUAAGAAUAUUAUCUAAGAAUAGAGAAUAAGCAUGGAGGCAUAGAAAGGUUUUCAACAGGCAUUUGAAGGUUGGAAAAUAAGGUACCUGCUUGGACCUCCGUUCCACAGGACUGAACCGAUGAAACUAAAGGCUGUUUCUUGUUGCUGAGAAAUGGGUUUUGCCAACUUGGGGGAUGACCAAUGACAUUCCUGUAUAGAUGAUCUCAUUGAUCAAGCUGGGAUAUAAGGGUUCAGGUGGUUCCCUAAGGCACCCUGGACCGGGCUUUAUAAAUUAAUACAAGGACCUUGAACCUGGGUAGUAGAUGAGCAGCUAGUACAGUUGUUCUAAAAAUGAUGUCACAUGUCAGGUGUCCUCAUAGGAGUCUGGCCACUACAUUCUGCAUUCUGCACCAGCUGGAGCUACCAAACCAGCCAAAGGGCAGCCCCACAUUGAGCACAUUUCAGUAAUGCAGCCUUGAGGUGACCAAUGCCUGGACUACAGUGGUUAGGUAUGGUGGACAUCCACUGGGAGCAAGAUCUGCUCGUGACAGUUGAAUGCUUUCUCCAUAGAGGUUUGUCAAGCCCCCGACAGUGCAUUCAUUUUGGCAUCUCCCAAGAGCUGGCUUUUCCAGAAGGCUUUUGUCUGUUUUGUGUACUCUUACUGUUUUUACCCUGUUGCUGUGGGAAACUGAUUAGGUGGCAUUGUUAUUUCUCACUACUGCUGAGUACAGUGGUACCUCUGGAUGCGAACGGGAUCCGGUCCCGGAGCCCCGUUCGCAUCCUGAAGUGAGCCCAACCCGCAUCCGCGGGUUGCGAUUCGUUGCUUCUGCGCAUGUGCGUGACGUCAUUUUGAGCGUCUGUGCAUGCGCAAGCGGCGAAACCUGGAAGUAACAUGCUCCGUUACUUCUGGGUCGCCGCGGAGCACAACUCGAAAAUGCUCAACCCGAAGCUACUUCAACCCGAGGUAUGACUGUAGUGUACUUUUUUUUCAAUGUUAUCUGAAUUACUACAGUGGUACCUUGGUUUGCAUAUGUCUUGGUUUGCAUAUGUUUUGAAUUACAAACACGUCAAACCCAGAAGUGCAUGUCCCAGUUUGCAACUUUUUUUUGGAUUACAGUGGUACCUCGGGUUACAAACUUAAUUCGUUCCGGAGGUCUGUUCUUAACCUGAAGGCGUGCUUUCGCUAAUGGGGCCUCUCACUGCUGCCACACCGCCGGCACUUGAUUUCUGUUCUCAUCCUGGGGCAAAGUUCUCAACCUGAGGUACUACUUCCGGGUUAGUGGAGUUUGUAACCCAAAGUGUUUGUAACCCAAGGUACCACUGUACAAACAAUUUUUUUUGGGAGGCCCCAUUGGUGAAAGCACGCCUUGGGUUACAACCUGUUUUGGUUUACAAACGGACCUCCAGGAACGGAUUAUGGUUGUAAACCGAGGUACCACUGUAUGGUCUGUGUAAGACCUUCUAGUGAAUGGAAUGGAAAAGGAUUUGGAUGAAAUGACCUUUAAGUUCCUUUCCUCCAGCAUUUUGAUUCUUUAAGAUCAGCAAGGUGACUGUAGGCGUGUGUCACAGUGAGGGGCGGUGAUCUUUGGAAUUGUCAUUUGAAGGAGAUGGUGUACUUCAGGGAAGUUUAGUGGAGAACAAAUAGAUCUGUUUCUGAGCAUGAACAGGGCCCACGUGCUGCAAGAACAAACAUGGUUUUCAUGUCUCUUAACUUUUGAAAUCCUCAAACAGAACUAGAAACUUUAUGCAGAGAAUUGCAUAGUUCUAUCCAAGUGGCAAGUUAGUGGUUAGUGUACCAGGCAAGGAGCUAGGAGUCAAUAGAUUUUGCUCCCUUGUGACUAUCUUUACUAGCCUGGUUUUCCAUGGAGAGGAUAGUCCUCUCCACGAGUGUUUCUGGGCAUAUGUUGAAGCAGUCAUGCCAUUUGUUUAUAUCCCACCUUUUCCUCCAAGGAGCUCAAUGUGCUUUGAAGUUUUAAUGGGCCCCCUGACACAGACCUCUUUUUCACAACUGCUUUUUUGUGCAUCCCUGAAACCCAGGUUUUCUUUUUUUUCAAAAUAGUAUUUAUUAAGAUUUUAAGUUUACAAAAAGACAAAAGAAAACAGAAAGCAAAAAAACACACCAGAUUAGACAAUAGUAAAACAACACAUCACAAUAAAAAACAAGGAAAUAAGAACACAUAAAAACAACAUACAAAAAAAAAAGAAGAAGACAAAUCGAGCCUUCCCAUAACUUAUCUUUCAUAUGCUUGUUUCCCUGACCUCCUCACACCUCCCUUUUUUGUAUUCUAAGUCAAUUAUCCAUUUCAGCAAAUCCUUUCCCUCUCUUCAAAAUUCUUAUCCUGAAAAUUUAUCUUGAUCUUACUAUAAGUUUACUUUCCCUCUUUUCACCAAUUAACAGUCUAUUUUUCUUAAAUCUUUGAUACAUUUUUGCUAAAAUCACAUAGAUUCAUUCCAACAUCAUUCUAACAUUCAUCCUGAAACCCAGGCAGUUUUUGGGUCCUGUGAAUUGGCUGGCUGUUUUGAUUUUAGACCAAGUCUGACAGGAUUUGCUAAACAGCCUCUCCCACUUGUGGGUUGGAGAGACAGAUUAUGUCUGGUUAUUUUUUUGCUCACUGUUUCCACCUGAUCUCGAGUCAAGCAGGAAGGUAGACCACACUUUUAAACAUACCUUGGGAUGAGUUCCUUCUCCUGUCCAUUCCUUUCAUCUCCAGUCAAAUCCCUUUGUAUAUUGUAUAGUCGCCAGCAAAAUAAACAGUCUUCUUCGCUGUCAGAAUGCUCUGACUUUUCUCAAGGUAGGGGGUCUUGGAGAUGGUAAACCAAUGUCUGGGCUGUACCACUUCAGGUGGCCAAAGAUUGGGGGUGGGCAAGGUAGGCAAAUUGAUUAAUUUGUUUGCUUGCAAAAUUCAAUCCUGCCUUCCCACCAAAUGGUGUUUAAGGUGUUUAAUGACAAGAAUACAAUAAUAAUAAUAAAACAGAACAGCAAUAAAAUGCAAAGACUACCCUUUCACAAGUUCCUGGAACAGACCAGAGGGCCUCUCCUGAAGGUCUUAAAACCCCAGCUGUUUAGUAUGGGAGACUGAAAGGUCCUGCAUUAAAAAAUAAACAAAUCCCUUCAUAUAAAAUCCAUAAUGUCAGGGGGGAAGCUAGAUUAGAACCUUUUCUGUGACAUCCUAUUUUCUACCUAAAGGCGUAUGUGUGUAGAAGAAAAAUUAAAGUAAGCCUUUCCCCACCCAGCCUACAAUGGUCCAGUCCAGACACAGGUUCAUCACUGAAGUGAAUCAUAAUAAUAGUAAUAAUAAUAAUUUUAUUAUUUAUACCACACCCAUCUGGCUGGGUUUCUACUAGAGCUCAAUGGGUAGGCCUUAUUUCCUAGAGACAUUCCUUUCUUCCCACUAGCUGGUAUGAAAAUCAUGGGACUGCUUUCUUUGGUCUACAUUAUUCUGCAGACUAAUAGCUUUUCAGGAGGUGAAGUUGUUAUUCGCAGUAGCCCCAGAUGUGUUUUGUCAGGCAUGAAAGGCUGGAAUGAAUGAAUGAGAGAACGAACAAAUGAAUGAAAAAACAAACAGCCCCUAUACUUGCAUGUAUUUAAAGUAUCCAAAAUGGAGGAAUUAAUGAUAAUGAUUGGCUAUUUAGAAUACUGAACAAUGUUAAAACGGUGUAUUAAAAACGUGUUUAUUGGAGAAAUGUGCACUAAUGUGCUGAUGAAUUUUCAUGAUUUUUUAAAAAAUAAUAAUAAUCUCAAAUCGAUGUAAAAUAAGAACUGUAUUUAAGAUUAGAAAAACAAGAAACUGAGAGCACCAAAAGUGACAGAUCUUUCCAUCCUUCCCCACGGAAUGGGCAUAGGCUGAUCCAUCCAAGCAGCCCUCAUACAGCAAGUGAUGGCUUGCUAACAAUCUUGGAAUAUUGUAAUGAUAGCAACAAAGCAGAUAUCAUGCAGUUUUCCUUUAGUUUUCUGGCUGGGGGGCACAAGAAGCAAUGGGUUCAAAUGGCAAGACUUUUGGUUUGGGUCAGAUGUUACAGAAACAUUCCAGCCCUAGGAAUGGUUGUUUGGCAAGGCUCACUGGGGCUCAGCCUGAGGAACUGCAGACUUGUAAUUAAGCUGGUGCCUCUGAAGAUGUGGAAAGUGCAGAUGGACUUCCGGGUUGGCGCCACCGGCAAUGGCGGAAUUCCUCUGAUCGGGAGGAAUUUGCCUCGUGGAAAUUCGGGUCUGGCCGCCACGGCGAAGGCGGAGACCCACUAAAAAUCACAGGCGGGUGAAGCCUGUGAACGUGGGAUUCGGCGGGCACCUUUUGCGCCUCCCCUACUCGUGGGGAAACCCGGUUUCGGGGAUCCGGAGCGAUGUGGGGUGAGCGGCGCGGUGCUUUGGAUCGACUGCUUCUUCCACGGAGCGAAGCCGCAUAGCUGUUGCCGGAGAGCGCUGACUUUUUCCUGUGGACAAUUUGAUCUUAAAGCAACUACCCAUGAGUAGAGUGAAGAACUGGAUUUUUAAAACGUCUUAAUUUGGUACCGAAACGGGGAGGUUCAAAACAGGAAGUCCACCUCCCCUUUUUGUAAAUAAGACUGAGGCAAAGAGGCUGCAAGCUAAAGUCUUGGAAAGCCUAUUGUAAAGGACUAAAUUCUCAUCAGUAAAAAAUAUUAAACCCCCCUUGGAAGCAGGAGAAGAGGGGGGAGGCUUUGGAUUGUAUAUCCCUGCAGGAGUGAGUGAGGAAGUUAAAAUACCACCGUUCCGAACCUGGAAACGGGCUGCCAGUAAAACCGACGUGUCUUGGAAGGUUCAUUGACAGCGAAUAGAACGUUCGGUGACAGCUAGCAUAAGAGAGAUACAUUGUUUCCAUUGUCUUCGUCUGCACUUAAAAAGGAGUAAAAGUAACGGAAAAUUGAAACAAUCUUACUGAACUUUAUUUAAAAAAAAAAAGGAGGAAAGUAACUGAAAAUUGAAACUAACUUUGGAUUAUUGAAACUGUGUUUAAAAGAGGACAUACUGACCGAUACAAAUACAACUCGCUUUCCCCUAGUGGAAGCUUUUGAAAUUGGUUACUUGAUAGGAGCUGGGCUAGGGGAAUUUCCAGCUGCAAGAUAAGAAAAGUGUGAGACUUCGGAAUUGACCUUGAAUCUUCUAAGUGUUAUGGCAAACGGAAAGGAAAAAACAGACGAGAUGUCGACAGAGGAGGCCUUAGUGGCUGCAUUAUUGAAAAUAAACGAUUCGCUGGAACAACUCCACAAGAAAACAGAUGCGAGAAAUGUGAAAUUGGAUGUUGCAAAUAUUGAAAUUGAUUCAAUUGUAGAAAGUUUAAAUAACUUGGGACAAAAGGUGAAUACUAAUUCAGAAACCACUCAGAAACUGACACAGGAAUCUACUUCGAUAUGGCAAACUGCAGAUGAAGCUAGGGGAAAAACCCUUGCUGCUGAAUCUAAAAUAAUACAACUGGAGAGGAGAGUCCCAUCCAUACAAAGACAACCUGACGAACAUAAGUUGACAUUCGUUAUGAUUGAACUUAAAGAAGAACGGAUGAAUUUGAGGACCAGAGCCCUAUCUGAAUUGGAAAAGGAAAGCUUGACAGAGUUUCAGGAGGUGAUACUAACAUUGGUUGAGAAAGAGAGGUAUUUGGGGGUUAGUAUGACUGCCAAAAAUGUGAAUUUGCUUAAGGAUAACUGUGAAGGAUGUUGGAUUGAGGAGAAGGGGGAUUUGGAAAUAUGGACAAAUCAGAAGUUGUCACUGUUGGGCCGAGUUACUGUGGUGGGGAUGAGGGCUGCUGUGUUGUUGGGGAUGUUGCUUUUGUUUCAAACACAGGACAAGUGUGGAUGAGCCCUAAAUCCCACUGUUUUCAGUAGGGCCAACUCCCAGAAAAAUGUGCAUAAGAUUGCAGCUACAGUGUUCUUUUAUUCUGGGCUAAACUCCCUCAUUUUGGUUCUUGUGGCCAUUAACAUGCACCCCCCCCCCAGCUCGCUUUGCUCUAGCCCAGGUAUGUCCCUCUACCUGUUGGUGGCCUCUCAUCAGCCUCAACCCAUUAGGGAAUUAGGGGGCUGUAGUCCAACAAUAUCUGGAGGGGGCAUCAGGUCCCCAACUCUUGCUCUGGUCCAUUUUUGGGGCGCGUUCUCAAGAUCUCAAGAAGGAUUACUUAUGUCUUGACGCUUUUAACCACAUGUUUAUCCCCACAGUACAGUUGACGCAUGUUUAGUGUGUGGCCAAAGAUUCCUCCACUGCCCAGCUCACAAACUUGAUUUGCAUCGUGCUUUUUCUAUUAUUAUUUCUGAUCAAUUAACCAGAAAUGUUGUCUUUGUCACUGAUAUGGAUUGGCAUCUCCUCGACAGCAUUCUUUGAAUGCUCUGUGAUUGAGGGAGGGUGUUCUGUUGUGUCCUCUGAGUUGCAAUUAUUAAUGGUUGGUUGUCCUUUAUAGAUCUAGCCGCCUCCUCUGUAUGCAUUUCAAGGGACUAGGGGGCAGACACAGCACCCUCGUAAAGGUCUGCAGCACUACUAGGUGCAGACCGUGCAUUUUCUCAUCAUGCACAGCCUCCUCAGCUCCAACACCCUCCAGCUGUACCUGGAGAAGAGAGACGACUUUACAACUGUGUCAUUUCCAGAGACUUGCAGGAACAUUUUCAAGAGCUCCUGGCUGGGAGCCACAAGCCUUGGACACUGUUUCCCAGAGGGUUAUUGUGACUGGUCAGAGGAGUCCCAACAAUGCCUAGCCAGUUAAAUAAGUAACCUGUAUCGAAACAUCUAUUUGUAGCCAUGUUAGUUUGUGGCAUAAAAAAAAAUGGAGAGAGCUGUUAAGCUUUAAAAGACAAACACAUUUAUGAUGCGCUUUUGUGGACUAAAUGACACUUCGUCAGAUUCAUUAACUGUUUUCCUCAUUUAACAGGUACACGCAUACACAUGCAUGUGUGCGCACACACACACAUGCACGCAGAGUCUGGGUAUGGCUAGAAAUUAUUGGGUCUGAGGAGUCCCUGAGAAUGUAUCUCUGCAGUGCCAUGCAGGAGUGUACACUGCAUUGACUUUGUGGAUCACACGGUUAAAGCUGCAGCCCUCUGCACAUUUACCAGGGGGCAAAUGUCACUGAUUUCAUGGGGGCUUACUUCUGAGUAAGGAUGCAUUGGAUCAGGCAGCAUGUCUCAGUUUGCACAUUUGGUGGGAAUGGGGCAACAGGAAUAAUUACAUCUUCAGCUAACUCUGGGUUUGGAUGUUACAGAAGAGGAAUUAGUAAUGCUGAAAUAAUUUUAGGAGAUGCAUGGAAAGCAAAUAUGACAGUAUUACUCAAUAGUCACGGGUACGCCGUUAUGGUUUACCAAGGGAAAAGAGUACACCAGCUAAAAUUAAUCUCUGGCUUUCCUAUUGUAAGACUUGUCAUGUGUCUUUUUACUGCUGUUUUCUGUCAUAAGGAACCUGCUGGAAACAGAUCUGGGUAUCUGCUGGAUUUUACAUUUCCAAAAAGGGGGAAUCGGCCAUUUGGUCAUCCCAAAAUCCCGAAGUAUAACCCGAAACCAGCACAGCACCUAGCUGUUCUCCUGCUCUAUUUUAAGACCAAUUCAGAUUUAUGGCUUUACCAUUAGACCAUAUUUUUCUCCUUUACCCGCACCAUCUCCUUUGUCUGACAUCCUGCCUGGGGAAUUCUGGAGCACUCAAAAGCUUGCUUGCUAUUUUGUUCCAUUUGGCCUGGCCCUAGGUUUAGUAGUACUGCAUCUUCUUCUAAGGUUCUUCUGUAGCCAUAGGUGGUUUCAUACUGUCUGAUGAUCAUUAAGCUAGUCUUAGUCUAAAAAUCCAUGUAGGAAGUAUCUCAAGCCACACCCCCUGGAGGAUGCUGGCUGAGUCUGAAAGGAACAGUUUGUACACUUUGAACUGGGCCAGAGAAAGAGAAAGGUGAUAUUUUGAAGCUGGUUGGUAAAGGUUGCUGUGAAGUUUCUGGCUGGUAGAAACAUUUUUUUAGAAUCUUGGAGUGCUGGGUUGUUGCUCUUCUGGAGUUAGCACUGCCUAUGUGUGCUUGCUUUCCAUCUGCUCAACCUGUAUAUUUCUAAACAUCUUGUCCAAAAGGCCCCUUGAUUAGAGAGAGAGAGAGACUUGCCAAUGUCUCUACAGGAAGUCUGUGACAGAGUUUUCAAUGGGUGCCUUAAUUCCCUGCAUCUCAAGCCAGUGCAAUGGGUUAGGUUUAUACACGAGAGCAAAGUGACUCACCCUUUGGGGAGGAAUUUCCCCGCUGGGAGAAACAGAAGAAUUACACUGGAUGUCAGUAGGCCUAAGAAGCAGCCUUUGGUGUUGGUUGUUUAGGGCUUGCUAAGUUGAGAGAUGUUGCGGUCUAGGACUCUAAACCUUUCUGUCUGCCUGGCAAAAGUUGCAACAACUUGGAUCCGGAUUUGUGCAAACAAAUAAAAAAUGUUCCACCUCCUCCCGCCCCAUCUGGUGAUGUGAUGCCUGCCAAGAGGACUUGCUUCCUCGUCUCUGUUUUCUUUAAGAAAAUCCCCAGCUGACAACACGAAGCAAAGGAAUGCACUUUCUUGGAGGCAGAGAGUCUUAUAGUGGACCCUUUCUCUGCUCCAGAUCUGCUGGGGGUGGGGGUGGUUGGUGCUGCUCUCUACCUGUGUCACUCAUCAUUCCCAGUUAACCUUGGUGGGUUUUAGAUGGAUGAAGUAGAGAGAUGGGUGCCUUUCUGUUGCAGGCAGAGGCCUCUAUAGAACAAGCCAAACUGGUGCAUGUGAAGGGGAGGCCCACUGAGCAUUGCCUUAAGAUGUGGUCUGUGGUUGGUGCUCAGGGUGCUUUGCCAGUUUUCCUAGCAGGUGAUACCUGGCCUCAGAAAGCCCAGUGAUGGUGGGGACUCAAGUUCCAUGGAGGACCUGCUGAUGUUGAAGCAGAGGACUAUGACUGCAUGCACACUUCUCCAUGUGACACACUACAGUGGUAGGACUCUGUGCUUUCUGGUGGGCUGAAGGUAGAUUGGAAUCCAUUGGCUGGUUUGCAGUAGACUGGCAAGGGUUUCUGGCUCCUAUUUCCUAUGGGGGCAAGGCCCAUAUCUCAGUGGCAGUUGACCUGCUUUGGAUGCAGAAGGUCCCAAGUUCAAUCCCCGGCAUCUCCAGGUAGGACUUGUGUGAAAUGCUGCCCAUCAGUGUAGACAAUACUGAAUUAAACUUACCCAUGGCUUGACUCAGUAUAAGGCAGCUUCCAGUGUUCCUGUGCACUUCUCUGCAGCUAGGCUGACUUGGCUUUUUGCAGUGAUAUUUGGGGGCAAAGGCUGCAGCUCUGUGGGAGGGCAUCUGCCUGGCAGGUAGAAGGUAUUGGGUUCAAUCCCUGGUGCCUCCAGAUAAGGCUAAGAGCAUCCCUCUUGAAACCCCAGAAACCUGCUGCCAAUAUUGAGCUAGAGAGAUCAAUGGUCUCACUCAGUAUAAAUCAGCUUCCUAUGUUCUUCCUAAUAGACAACAAAAGCCUUCUUUUUCCUCACCCAAAUUAAGCUUUCAAGGGCCCCUGUUCUGCAGUAACUGGUCUGCCAGCCCAGCACUCUAACCACUACUCCACACUGCCCUGCAGGCCUUCUUCCUGGCCUGUUAAGUUCCCUUCUGCUCUGGAAAAUGCAACGUGAGUCCUAUCCAUGGCAUAAAACAGUCUUGCCUGUUAUUGGAGGGGAUGUCUUCCAUUGUGGUGUCUGAGGUGUGUGUUGGGUGUCUCCUGCACUGUCCUGGGGUAGCACUGCCACUUGACAGGGCAGGGUGGGGCAAGGGCAGUGGAAGCACCGCGUUGACAGUGGUGGCACACCUGCCACCACCCUGCCUUGCCCCCUUCUGGUCCUGCGGAGCAAGUGGCAGUGCCACGACAGAGAGAGACUAGCCCACCUCAUGCCACAAAUGGCAGCUUGAAGGACUGUCACAUAACCCCUUUCCUUUCCUUGUCCUUCUCUGUAUUGUGUAGUGCAAGGAAUUUGGAAAGAAGGAAGGGUGAAGAAUAAGAACAGCCUGGGUCUCAGGGAGAGGCAGCCUGGGAAUCCACCUUGUGCAUGGUAGAUUCUUGGCCCCAAAGCCUCCUCUCGCCUCCCAUGGGCUCUGAGCAAGUCUCUGCAGAGGCUCCUUAAUUCCAAGCCUCCCCCGUGUUUUCCAACUGGGAAAACAGCCUUGGCUUUGUUCGUUUGCUUUGCCCAGAUUUGUUUAAUGAAGGGGCUGUAGCUUCAGCUCCAAAGUUUGCAGAGCUUCUCUUAACAAAGGAUGUCAUCUUUUUAAGCCUGAGUGAAAUUGCCUGCCCCACCCCCGGUGGUUGGCCACUUCCCUUUGCGACUGUGCAAGGACUGUAACUGCUUACAUAAAUGGCUCUUCCUAAAUAUGCCUGGAUAGCUCAGUUGGUUAGAACAUGGUGCUGUUAAGGCCAACGUUGCAUGUUCAAUCCCCAUAUGGGACCGCAGGGGGUUGGACUGGAUGAUGCUCAGGGUCCAUUUCUGUAAUUCUAAAGCAGCCUUUUUAAGCCUUGGUUCCCCAGAUAUUUUUGAACUACAUCUCCCAUAAUCCCUGACCACUGGCCCUGCUAGUUAGGAAUGAUGAGAGUUGUAGUCCAACAAGACCUGGGGGCCAAAGUUUGAAAAACACUGGUUUGUAUUCUGUGUGAGCUAUCUAAAGGCUUUGAUGAUGAAGCAGUAUAUAAAUACUGAUAGAUAAGUACAUAAGUAAGUAAGUAAUAAUACUUACUUAAUAAUAAAUAGAAUACUUUUGUUUAGAAAGGAAAAGGGAAUAUCAAGAUUUCGAAACUUGCCUGAUCUUAACCACUGAUUUCAAAACUGCACUUUCGUUUCUUUGAACACCUGAGCAACUCUUGGUAUGAAACAGCUGGUUAUAAAUAUAGUCCACUUUUCAGUAAUUUAGUUAUCAAAAUGCCAGCUUUCUCUUGGGACACACUUCCACUUGUCCCAUGCCUAGAUAUCAUGGGUCUGAGCAGUUUUCCAUUUCCCCUGCCACUUUCCCCAGGAAAACCUGCUCUUUAGCGCUGAAUUGGCACAAACAUCAAUCUGCAGAAAAUCCAAUUGACGUUUGGUCCAAUUCAGCGGUAAAGAUUGGGUUUUUCUCCUGGGUUGGGGGAGCAAUGAGGCAAGCGGAAGUCUGGAUGAGCCCUUGGCAAUGCUUGUCAAGCUUAAUCCUAUUCCAAGCUGGAAGAUAUAAAUCUUUGUUCAAACUUUUGUUCAUCUUUGUUCAAACUAUUGACAGAAAGGUGUGGAAUUUGAAAGCUAGUUCUGAAAGUGCCUGAAUGUUGACUCACCUUGAGGUCUUCACCCAAUGUGAUCGCUCUGACAUUUUUCUUGUGACACUGUUCUGUUUGGGUGGCACAGCAGAAAUAUUUGAGAGGUAUGUUGUUCCUCUCCUUCCUGCUAUGAUUCUGCCCCCCUCCCCCCCGGUGAGCUGCUAAAGUUGGUCAUCAUUUCACCAGCCAAACCUGCGCAGCUGGAUAGGUUGCCUGUGCCAGAUUUUGAAGGGGUUAAACAUUUACUAGGCUUUAAUGUGCUCUGUAAGCACAUGACUGGUGGCACAUGAUGGAUUCCAUCCUGUCAUGUGAGGCUUUGGGCUGGAGAGUGUGAUGUGCUAUGGGUGGAGUGUUCUUCCCAUCUGGUGUUUGCCCAGCCUGGUGAAUUCUCUUCGGGUGAAGGAGGCGAGGACUUGGGAGGGAGAGAGGACAUCCUGGAUUACAUGACAAAGACUUGCUGGCUGGGAUUGAUGAGAGCUGCAGUCCAAAGCUUCUGAAAGGCACUAGGUUGGUGAAGACAGGAAGAAAACUCAUACAGGGCAGACCUCUGAAAGCAGGACUACAGAUUGUUAACAUCUGUCAGAAACAGGCAAAAAUGUGUAGGUGUCUGCAAACUUCAGCUUAACUAACAUAGUGCCCUCUAGUGUCAGAUCAAGGGCAGUCUAUUGCUCGCUUUCCCUUGAGUUGUGUAACUCUUAUGACUGCAUCCUGAGCAUACUAGCUAGGCAGCAAGUCCCACUGAACCAAGCGGGACUUACUUCUGAGGACACUUACACAGGAUUGGGCCGUCUGGGAGCAAAAGCUCUACUUCAUAAUGUAGUAGGAGCACUUGAAACAUUUCAGAGAGACAUCAUCAGAAAACUAGCCAUAUUUCUGAAUGCACUCGGGCCAUAUCUUAGUGCCAUAGUUCCCAACAGACAAAUAAGAAGCCACCUGUGUGUGUCCUAAGGUGGUUGUUUUCUGGCCUGUUGUAGAACAGUCUCCUUGAAAUCACUUUAAACUUUGUACACAUGAAGAGCUGAUGUAGUGUAAAUGUUAAUGGCAUGUGCUGAAAACUACCUACCUUGCUAGGCUGUUAUAAGAAGAUGACAAUAAUAAUAAUAAUAAUAAUAAUAAUAAUAAUAAUAAUAAUAAUACCCUGCCCAUCUGGCUGGGUUUUCCCAGCCACUCUGGGCAGCUUACAUCAAAUAUAAAAAAUAGUAAAAAUCAGACAUAAAAAAAUUCCUGAUACAGGGAAAUAAUGAUUCAGAAACAUUUCUUGAAGUUCACAAGUUUGAUUUUUUUUCUGCCCAACUUUUUUGGCUGGUAUAUAAAGAAAGAACAGAUUUAAAGAGUUGUAACCAUCUGAUAUUUGGGGUGUUUUCAGUUCUUUACAAUUAACCAUUGCUCAAAACCAGUGGCAUGAGAUGGGUUGGGCUGAAACCUGCCCAAGGUCCUGUGGGCAAGUAGGGAUUUGAAUCUGUCCUUGUUCCAAAGACAACACUGCCGACCAAAUAAUAUUUCUCCACUAUUGGUGUCAUAGGCCUUUAAGAGAAGCCCCUCCCAUGUGUCCGUCCACCCCCCCCCCCCAUAUCUACCAAAUAGCAAGAUUCUCCAGUGAAUUUCCAGGAACAGCUGCUGGGCGAAUCAUAUGGCUGCCACAGUCACACCAGGGGGUUGGGGAUGCACUUCUGUUUGAAGAAGCAGAAAUACAAAGAGCAAAUAAACACCAAGGCCUGGAGCAGCCUCGUGACAAGGAAGAUGUGGGCAGGCCUGUCUUCUCUGAUCGGCAAGCAGGACACAGAUAUAUCUUACUCUGCCAGCCAGUCCUGAAGCCGCCUGGCAUUCUUGAACAGAUGAGGGGGCGGCAACAUCAGGGGCUCACUGCAAAUGCCUCGUGGUGCCAGAGCACUGUUGGAAGGGAGUGUAGAGGCUCAGAAGCAAACAAAGGCCAAAGGGCUCUUGAUCUUCCAGUGAUCCUACCCCAUAGCCCUUGAGAUUCCAUACCAGAGUCCCCACUUAAUCAGAGUUUUUCCCUUUUCCGAGAAAAAGCCGUUGCUCAGAGAUAGAGCAUGCAAGGAUGUUUGAGGUUUGGUCCCUGACAUCUCCUGGUGUGACUAGAUAAGACCCCAAGACCUUGGAGAGCACCUGCCAGUCAGUGUGGAGCAUAUGGAGCUCUGUGUAGCAUCUGGCUUGUUCUUCAUGCAGCAUCGCACUGUGACAGCAGGGCCAGUGAUAACUGCAUUGAACUGUAUUGCCAGUGGUACUGCACAGGAGAAGGGCUUUGGCUCAGUGGUAGAGUGCACAUGUUGCAUGCAAAAAGGUUCCAUCCCUGGAUCUUCGGAUACACUGCCAGGCAGUGUCUAUAAUACUGAGCAAGAUGGACCAAAUAUCUGGCUUGGUAUAAGGCACCUUCCUGAACUCCCAUCUGUGCUCUGCCACUCUGUCUAUGUACCUCCAUGUUUAUUUUUCUCCCUGUGUUGUGAGGACCGCUAUCUGUCAUUCCCUCCAUUGCUGUUAAUUCAGGAUCUGCUGAAGUUCAGCACCUAGGAUAAGCUAACCUGGGGUCCUCCAGAUGUUGUGUUGACCCAACAGCUCACCAUUGCCGGGGAUUGGACUAGAUUCUGUGAAGUGCAGUGAGGUGGCAGUGAGGUGCUGUCCCAGUGCUAACUAUCAACGGGCAACGUAAAGGCCUUCUCCCUCCUUUAUGGUUCUUCAUCCUUAAAUUGGAUUUGGACCAGACAGCCCUUCAAAGGCAGGACUUUAAGGACCGCAAACCUGUGCCUGGGCUGCGCUGCUUUAGACUGCAUGUGGGAGAUGACAGACUGGAAUCACCCAAAUUACAAAAUAAAAUUAAAUCCCUGCACAUAAAAGCUAAAUGCCAUAGACAAGGUUUUUGGCCUAGCCUUCUCUCUGACAUGUUCAUUUUCCAUGUGCAGGAGUUGUGUCCUCUUCCCUUGAGGCCAAAGUGGUACAGUCAGGGCGUAGGUUUACUCCACUAUGGGGUGCGAGCGGAGUGGCAAGCGGCUCACCAGAACAGGAAUGGGGUGGGCCAAGCAGCAGCGAGGUCCGUGUUCGCAGCCUCAGCACUGCCUCACCUCACCUCAUCCUGCAACACCACCACAGCCACUGGAAGGACACUGCCACCAGUCUGUCCUCCUCACACACCACUGCUGAGUUUGAACUAGGCUUUACAGUGUUACCUCAGGUUACAUACGCUUCAGGUUACAGACUCUGCUAACCCAGAAAUAGUACCUCGGGUUAAGAACUUUGCUUCAGGAUGAGAACAGAAAUCGUGUGGCGGCAGCAGUGGAAGGCCCCAUUAGCUAAAGUUGUGCUUCAGGUUAAGAACAGUUUCAGGUUAAGAAUGGACCUCCGGAACGAAUUAAGUACUUAACCCGAGGUACCACUCUAUACACUGAAGAAUCUCCCCUCAGACAAUUUGCUGUUGUGAAGUCUUCUCUGAUCUGCCCUUACAGCUUCAGGAAGGUGUCACACUGCUUAGCUUACCUUGGGCCUGUCCUUAUCUAUCUAUCUAUCUAUCUAUCUAUCUAUGUAUCUAUGUAUCUAUCUAUCAUCUAUCUAUCUAUCUAAUAAAUAUAUUACCAUUUAUUUUACACAUAUAUAUUCAAUUCCUUUUAUUAUUAUUUUGCAAGAAGCAACCUCUUGUGCAACAUCAGAUACAACUGGACUAUUCUAACUCAGCAGGAGCGGAUUAGUAAGGGAGACCAUAGUCAGUGGAGAGUUUUGUUUUCUUGGUCCAGAGAGGGGCCCCAAUCCUCUGCCUGCAGAAUAACUUUCCUUUAGGGAUUCAAGGCAGGGUAAACAACAAACAAGUAGUGGUUUUAUAAACUGAUUUAGACCUAAGCUGAUGUAAAAGUUUGCAUAUACCUCCAUCAUAGCUGUCAACGUUUCGCUUUUUUUAAGGGAAAUUCUCUUAUUCCAAAUAGGAUUCCUCGCAAGAAAAGGGAAAAGUUGACAGCUAUGACCUCCAUAUGCUUAUUGAAUGAUGGCAAAUAAAAUAUCUAAAAUGAGCAUUGGAAGACCUGUCACCCCACGUGCCCUGGGGCCAGGCAGGCAAAAGUGAGCAGGUUUGCGCUCCCAGGGCUGCCAUCUGUUGAAACUGGUACAAUAUUAGAGAUGGGAACUUCCCAAGUGAAUGGCACUUUAAGGAACUAUUAUUUGUUUUGAAAUGCUAAGGUUUGAGGCAAGUUAAAAAUCCUGCAUGAGCACAUUAUUGGAGCAGGGGGCAGUGAGCCAUCGGAGCAAAAUCCCUGAAAGAUUAUAUAAAUCAAUGGCGCCCUCUAGCGGCUGAAGGAGGGAGCAAUAUCUGGGGAUCACAAGUGGGGGGGGGGGGCUGGCUUAAAUAAUAAUGGGAGAUGUGUUCAAAAGGAUUUGGCCAGGCUUGAGGAUGAGGACAGCUAUCUGGGUUGGGGGUGGAAUAUCACCAUCUGGGGAAAGGCCUGCCUGCACCUGUACUCGGCUUGCCAUCUGUCUUGGCUCCAUCUCCUCAGUGGGCAGAUCAGUUGCAAGUGACAGCACAGCAGCAGGCAGAGUCUUGCAUGCGGCCAUAUUCCUGGGUCCUUGCUUGCUGCAGCCAAUGCAAGGAGCUUUCUCUGUGGCGGAUGUACAAAGCGAGGUCAGGCAGCAGUGUACGCACUGACUUCCUGGCCUGCACUGCUGGGUGGCUGGCAUGGGCUGGGGCCAGGAAUGGUACACCCAGGCAGAUAUGGACUAAAUGACAGCAUGGGGAGACCUAGUGCAGCCGUGGGAGGGGAGCCCAGGGAUGGAUAGAAGUGGUCAUGGAGCAGCUUAGGGGUGGAUGGGAAAGGAUGCAUAGGCAAGAUGACAUGAGCUUAGUGUUUACUCUGAACACUAGUUUGCAGGAGCACAGGAAGCUUGCUUUAUACAGAGUCAGACCAAUCACCUAUCUGGUUCAGUGUGGUCUGCACUGACUGGCAGCAGCUCUCCAGAGUUUCAAAUGGGGGGCAUUCCCAGCCAUACCUGGAGAUGCCAGGAAUUGAAACUGGGACCUUCUUCAUGCAAAGCUGAUGCUCUGCCAAUGAGCUUGCGUUGCCCUUCCUGGGAGAGAUGCCUUUACAUCCUUUGAAACUUCCAGUGCCACUGCAGUGAAAUGAAGGGGGCAGCCCUUUAGGGGGAGGAGCUCCAUGCACACAGUGGAACUUCCACAGAGAUCAUUGAAUUGCGAGGUGUGUGUGAAGCCAAUCUCUUCCCAAGGGAUUCUUUCUCAACUUCCGGAGAAUGACCAACUUACAAAGGAGAUCAAGCUUCAUUGCAUCUUUAAUAGAAGAUGGAUUUUUGGCAGAUAUAUGCAGUCCGUCCCACCCCCCACCCCCAAGUCCUGCAUGACAAGCUGCAUGGACCAAAAAUCUUGCAAGCCACAGAACUAUUGAAGAUGCAGGAGUCUUGCUCACCUUUGUAGCCAGUCACCUUUGAAAAAUAAACAAGAGGAAGUCAGAGAUAAGUGGAAAAAGGCGGUUAUGCAACCACAGUUGCUCAGCUUAGGUCAGGGUGGAAUAAGGCUGAAGCCUGUUCAUAGCUACUGAACCUGCACCUACACAGUUGGGUAAAGGUGUGCGACCAGAAAACAUUGGGGCAAACUGGGCUGCACAUGCUAACUGGAGGCCUCCCCCCCCCACAGGUGCCCCUUGGGGAUGUAGAGUGUUUGGUGAGUGGGCAAAGAGCCUCGUGCCUCGCAGUCGGAUGGAGGGUGUUUAGAGCCUCGGAGGUACAUUGUCAUGUACAGCGGUGAGCACAUUGUUUAGUCGUGUCCGACUCUUCGUGACCCCAUAGACCACAGCAGGCCAGGCACUCCUGUCUUCCGCAGUUUGGUCAAACUCAUGCUGGUAGCUUCGAGAACACUGUCCAACCAUCUCGUCCUCUGUCGUUCCCUUCUCCUUGUGCCCUCAAUCUUUCCCAACAUCAGGGUCUUUUCCAGGGAGUCUUCUCUUCUCAUGAGGUGGCCAAAGUAUUGGAGGAUCUGUCCUUCACGAUCUGUCCUUCCAGUGAGCACUCAGGGCUGAUUUCCUUAAGAAUGGAGAGGUUUGAUCUUCUUGCAGUCCAUGGGACUCUCAAGAGUCUCCUCCAUAAUUCAAAAGUCGAGCACAUUAGCAGGCGCUAAAGUUACACAGCAGUUGUAGUUGUGUGUGCGCGCGCUCCUACUCUACAUCGCUUGCGGUUGGCGAUGUGCGGAUCCAAAAAAGUCAGUCGCGCGGCGCACCACCAGGCGACUCUGAGAUGGGCCUCUGGGCGGCGAGGCGCUCCGGCAGAGCUGGUGCGCCCGCUCGUCGUUUUGCGCGUGUGUCUCAGGCCCGGCCGAGUCGGUGGGGGUGAGGGAAAGGGAGGAGGAAAGUGGGGCUGGGCGGAGAAGGAGGGUAGGGGGCGGAUCCGAGACACGAGAGUCCCGGUUAGCCGAGGGGAGGAGCCUGUUCAAACUUGUCGAGACGCGGCGGCGCUGCGAGCCGGCCGGGGGAACUGUGCCCCGUAGCGGCCCAGCGGCGGACCGGCACCAUGGAGGCGGCCAGGCCAGGUGCGGGGCAAGGCGGGCAGCGGGAGGUCGCGAUCCACUUUCCGGUGGGCGGGGGGAGACGGGCGGGAAUUCGCUUCGGGGCCCAGAAAGAUCAGAAGGGGAGAGCUCCCCCCUCCGCCAAAAAAAGGACCAGCCGAUUUGCGCGCUAAGAGUCUUGGGCGCUGAGUUACAGUUGGCGACCGAGGGGGCUUGCUUGGGAGCCUCUUUCGGGAUGCCUUUCUCCAGCGGCGGGUCGCUCCUCUGCUUCCCCCAUCCACCUCCCUUCCAGAAGGGGGCUGAGUUGGCUGCGUGGUCCCGCCGCGGCGAUCUUUGUUGUUGCGUGGAGUCGGAAGCAGGCCGGCGAUGUUGCUGUUUAAUGCGCCCCCCGCUUCCCCCUCCAUCUGCCUGCUGGAAUCACAUUCUCCCUUCGCCAUCCGUCGACUUGCGUCUCCCGCGGUGGGAAAGGAGAGGCGCCGCUGCCUCUUGUCCCGGCGGCGAGUCGGUUUCUGAGCGCGUAAUGUUGUUCCUUCGCGUUACUUUCUCCAUGAAAGGGCAACGGAGAAGCGGGAGUCUGCGCUGCCGGGCUUGUGGCGCGCGUGAAGGUGCCCCUUUCUCCCUCUUCGUCACGGGGCAGCCUCUUGCCAGCCAAUGAGCUUGUUGGUCUGGCCUAGUGGGCUUCUCCCUCUCCCUCCUUUCAUUCAUGGGGAAAGUUUGGCCGUGGCCUCCUCCUCCUCCUCCACAUCCCCGGUGCUCUGAAUCUGCGCCAGGAACCUGGGUUAAUGGAGGCCAGGCGGUGUGCCAGAGCCCUCCCUCCGCUGCCUGGAUGGGUUGGCUUGGGGUUUAUGCCUGUUGAGAGUCCAAUGCAGGUCCUUGCUCUGAGCAUUUGGGCUAGUCCUUCAGCUGCCCCAAGGGAACCCCAGAGUGACCCCAGCAGCCAGGAUAGGCUAUGCAAAGCCCUUGGAUGAUACUAUGCAGAGCAGGGGGAGUGAACCUGUGGCUCUCCAGAUGUAGUAGGACCACAACUCCCAUCAUUCCCUGCCAUUGGCCAUGGUGGCUGGGGCUGAUGGGAGCUGGAGUUCAGCGGUCAGCUGUAGGGUCUGGGACAGAGUGUUAGUCUCUCAUUGCUAGAGGCGGGUGUGCAUGGUGUGUGGAAAUUGUAGGGUGGGUGAGUGUAGGUUUCUAUUUUCAGCACAGGUGUGGGGAGGCCAAUGAGGAAACCGUCCAAUGUUGAUAUGGGACAUGCUCCCCAAGCAUCCUGUAGGAGCAUGUGCAACAGCUAAAAAGCCUCUUUGAAUGUGUUUAUAUGCACACAGUUGCAUAUUAUGCUGGAAGCAUGUGUGUUGCACUGGGCAGACCAAACAAUGCUGGCUUUCCCUGCUGUACGUGUGUUUCUGUCAGCUUCUCUUUCUGCAUUUAGCUGUGGUGACUGACUGCGAUAAGCCCUGGAGAUUUUCUUUGCAUGUGGAAUAACAGUGGGUGCUGUGGGCUAAUAUCAGAAGCAUUAACUAUAAAAGAUCCUCUCUAGGACAAUAAUGUGAUAAUAAGGUGCAUUUAUAUCCUUCCUUCAAGGAAUUCAGGAAUGAAUAUAUGUCUGCCCUCCAAUUUUAUCCUCACAACAACCUGCAGGCUAGGCUGAGAGACGGGUCCAGAAUUGUAGCUUUGUAGCUGGAUGGGGAGUUGGACCUGGGUUUCCACAGUCCUGGUCUGACCCGCUCAGCAAUAGUCCAGCAAUAUCUGGAGGGCACCACGUUGACAAAGGCUGCUCUAAGCCAUCUCACUUCCAGCUCUUUGAUUCUAUUAAUUCUCUUGUUCUGUUCUCUCUUUUUCUGUCGUUGGGGGUACAUGGGAGUGAGCUGGGGUCUCCCAAGAGGCGACUGUGUGUGUUAAUUACAUUUCCUGGAGAAAUGAGGUGGCCUCUUUGUGUUUGUGAAGAGGACAGACAACAGGAACCAUUCAUCACAACUCAUUGUGUUCGGAUUCUUGCCUCUGUGUAUAUGGUGCUUUUUAAGAUCCAGCCUGAGCCUGUUUGCGGUCGCGACUCUCCUGUUAGGGGCAGCUUGCUGUCCUUUGCAAGCUUGUGAAUCACCAUUCUCUAUAAACAAGAACCUGAAAGCCCUGAAACUUUUAAAACUCUCUGCUGCUGGCAGUUUGGUCCUGCAGGGCUUGGAAAAGUCUGGGCAAAGCACUGCCAUUUGCAGCUUUCAGUUCCAGGCCAGAUGCCAGUGAACGAUGGAUAGGAGAGAAAAGUGUUGAAGGGCCAGGAAGCCUCUCUAGUGCUCAGACUGCCAGGGCUGGGAUUUAGGGAAUCUUUGGUGAUGGGUGCAUCCGUGCAUGCAAAGGCGAGGGGGGGGGGGAGCAGCUUUUUCUUGGGUACAUUCUGCUGGCAGAGUUGAGAGGAGGGAGGGGGACUGUGGAAGGGUAAGAGUCUGCUUGCUCUCUGAUCAUGUUCUUUGUUCCUCAGCUUUAGGCUGGACAGGCUUGAUAGCUUCAGCAGAUGCCUCCGCUCCUUGCUUUGAAGUGAAAUAGGUGGGGGAAGGGAGGGUACAGCCCUGACCGACCUCCCCCCCCUCUCCCUGCAGUGUCUUGUUCGCUGGGCAGCAUUGUUAUACAGGCACACAGCUUAAGACCGAUGCUAAGAAGUGGAGGCAGCAGGCUUCUCCUCUCCCUUGAUGGCUUUCCUAGACUUAUUCAGAUGCCAUGCACAAAGUAGCACAUUUUAUUCCCAAGCAUUGGGAGUGGGGGCUGUGGUCAUUGUUGGGUUACAACUCUCAUCACCCCCGAUUGUUGACAGUGCAGGCUAUGGCUGAUGGGAGUUGAAGUACAACUAUAUCUAGAGGGCCACAGGUGCUGCCCUUCACUGCUGCAUUGUGGGAAAAGAAGCCUCUGAGUGCUGAGAGUGGUUUCGGAGAAUGGUGGUGCAAGGGGCCUUCUUUUUUUGGUCUCCCAGUGGAGGAUAAGCAUAGAUUUCCAACAUGGAAAGCUACUAGUGGUUCCCCAUGGUCCAGAAGCAUGACCCACAUUAACAAGGGGUUGUGCCUUCAGCAUAGUGAGCUCAGUUCUAUGGAGCUUCAUCCAGUAGGAACCAGACAAGGACUGACACUGCAAAGUUUCAGGUGUUGGGUCAGAACAAUUUUUUAUUUCAGGAGGCUGCUUUAAUGUUCUUGUUUUCUUAUGUUUAAUGUUCUUGCUUUCUUAUGUUUAAUCUAUGCCUUUUGUACAUUGUAUGUUUAAUUUUUUCUUUGUGAGCUGCUUUGAGACAACUGAAAAGUGAGGUAGUAGACCUUUAGACAGAGAAACAAAUGAAGAAACAGUUACAGUCAAUGACUCUCAGAUCCAGCUAGGGUAGGGAUAGGUGGCCCCCUUAGUACAUUGUCUAUAGACCUCUGCAGAUUUAUCUCAUGAAAAGUCCAGCCCAGCGCCAAGGGCUCUUGAACCUCUAGAUAUGGCCCUUGUGGAAGGUUAAUUGCUAACUGUAGCCAGUUGGUUUACUCACAUCUAGAGAUCUCAGUUUUGCAGGAUAUGAAUGCCUAGCAGUGGUGUCCAAACUUUUUGCAAAGAGGGCCAGAUUUGAUGAAGUGAAGGGCCGUGAGGGCCAACCAAAGUUGUUGUUGAGGUUUUUUUAGGAUUUUACCCAGAAAAUAAACUACCACAGGGGCCGGAUUAAAUCAACCAGGGGGCUGGAUUAGGCCCCCGAAACGGACUUUGGACAUGCCUGGCUAGGGCUUGGCCAAGGAUGCGCAAAGGCAGAGUUCUAUUUCACUGAUAGCUAUAGGCAAGCAGGAGUUCCAUGUUGGGGAUUGACAGGGCUGGGGGAGGCGGCUCCUUCUCCCAACAGCCCACUUGGUUUCUGUGCUACCUGUAAGAGAAGAAAAACCCCUUUCUCUGCAAUCAUGGAAAUGCAGAGGGGUGCCAGAGGAGCACUCAGUCCUUUCAUCCUCCUACUUCCAGUUCACUUGGUAGAAGGCUUUUCUCUCUCUCUCUCUCUCUCUCUCUCUCUCUCUCUCUCUCUCUCUCUCUUUCUUUCUUGUGGCUAGCUUGUUAGGAGAGUAGAGAAGCCUACAUUUCCAUGUGUGGGGUUGCAGAAUAGGACAUCUCCACAUCUAUGGCAAGCAUGGGAAUGCAGGCUAGUAAUAUUCUUGAAAAACAAACUUUUGUUGGCUUAUUUACAAGGCAGGUUUAUUGAAGUGUGUAAACUGUGAACUAGGAAGUCCUUCAAGCAAAUGUUUCCUUUGCAGCAAACUCAGAGGUCUUAACAAACCAGUACUCUCUCAGCCUCAGUCCCUUCUCUGCAAAAUGGGUAUGAUAAGGCUGAUCUUACCUUGUGAAGCAUCAUUACUGAACCAAUAUAUGUGAUACAUUUUAAACUCUCUAAAAUGCUCUGUAAAAGCGAACUAUUUUGGUUAACAUGUUGCAGCUAGUUGGGAUUAAGGCUCUCUGCAGCUGGCCCGCUAUUUAGAUUGUUUAUCUGCCAAUCCAUUUUUUGACUUCCUGCUGUUUAAACUUGUAUAGUGGUGGGCAGCACUGCCCCUAGGCUUUGCUGCAGUCAGCAAAUUAAAAUCCCUUCUCUAACCCCCCCACCAAAACACCCUUAACUGUAUGCUGAGUAGCACAGUGCCACCAUACGCAAUGAUCAAGUGUUGAUUGGAAUUAUUCUUUCUCAUUUUAAUUUCCAAAGCAACUCCUUUCUUCCCCUUGACAACUGGGCCUGUGUUCCAGAGAUCAGUUGGCAAUCAGGCCGUGCCCCCUGGUAUGUUGGGAGCCCUGCCCAUCCCAUGAGUCGCUGAGCUUGCUUUGUGCUCCUCUUCCAAAAGUGCAACACAGCACAUUUCUCUCUGCCUGCAAGUAUUUACAUAGCUGAGGCAGAUGCUGCUGGAAUUGUGGUGCCCGCAUAUCCAGUUUGCCAUUAUGAUUGGGUUAGCCUAGGUGGCGAGGCCUUGGGCUUGGGAGUACAGGAGUGUGGCCAGCUGCUGGCUGCUGGGAUCUAGUGUCAGCAAACUGGCAUUUCAGAGGACUGGGGGAGUUGGGGACUCUGUGUGCAUAUGUGCACACAUGCGCCUUGGGAUCUGGUUAUGCUACGUAGUUAUGAUGUGUCAGGUACUUGCAGGGUUCAAUAGUGCUCAGAAGGCCAUGUCUUCUUCUGCUUGUACCUGUUCAUUCCCCCUUCUCUUCUUUUCUGAAGGGUCUCCGUGUUAAUUGUACUGCUUUCCUGGAAAGAAAACCUGGUGCAGGGACAUCUCCCGGUAGCUUUUGGUCCUCCUGUGCCAGCCCAGGUCAUCAUAUGGGAUUAAAUCCUUACUCCCCAGGUUCAACGAGAGGGUGAAGAUGGUUCCUCCUCUCCAUGGCUUUAUGUGGAAUGUGUGUGCGCGCAUGUGGAGAGGAACCCUGCUGGGUUGACCCAGCUGUGGCCUGACUGAAUGCUGCCCCUGAUCAGUGUGCACUAGGCUGCUCUUCUGGGUGGCCUGUCACUGCACAUCCAUCCAGCGCUCCUAGUGAUCAUAACUCAUUAGCUUGUCAUGUGUGCAGCUAUCACAUGGCCUGCCCUCAUGCUGGGGAGAGUGGAUCUGCACUUAAAGGGGUGGGAUGCCCUCUGGCAGAUUGGUCCAGUCGUGGUAACGUUCGUGCUUUGGUAGGUGGCAUCUCUGUCCCACAGUGUGCUGUUCUCUGUGUUCUACAGCAUCUGCCUGCAUACAACAUCUCCUUGUGUCAGAUAACUGCAUCAUACUGUGUUGCCAAAGAUCCUGUGUAGGAGACGGGUCUUCUUGACUUUAGUGGUAGAGCACCUUUGUUGCAUGCAGUGUUGGCUGCAGGUUCAACUCCUGAAAUCUGUAGGUAAGGAUGGGAGAGACCCCCUGCCUGAAACCCUGGAGAGCUGCUGCCAGUCAGUGUAGACAAUACUGAACUAGAUGGGCCCAUGGCCUGACUCCAUAUGAGGCAGCUUCAUAUCGUAGAAUCGUAGAGUUGGAAGUGACCACAAGGGUCAUCUAGUCCAAGCCCCCACAAUGCAGAAAUCUCAACUUAAGCACCCAUGACAGAUGGCUAUCCAACCUCUGCUUAAAAACCUCUAAGGAAGAAAAGUCCACAGCCUCCCAAAGGGGUCCUUUCCACUGUCGAACAUGUCAAAUAUGUUCCUGUUGAGUUUUUUCUUUAUACAAUAGAGGUAGGCGGAGGAAAGCACAGCAAUGUGAAGUACAGUCAUACCUCAAGUUGUGUUUGGUUCAUGUUGCGUUUUUUCAGGUUAUGAAUGCGACAAACCCGGAAGUGUUUGCCUCCGGGUUUGCUGCUUCGCACAUGCGCAGGAGCACAUUAUCGCGUGAUGCGCAUGUGCAGAAGCAGCGCUCUACUUACGGACUCUUCGGAGUGCGAACGGCACCCUGGAACGGAUUGUGUCCAUAAGUAGAGGUACCACUGUACCAAAGUGAGUAUUUGGCUCAAGAUAACCAAAUCACCCAGUGCUCUACAGGAAACAGCAACAAAUUAUCAGGAACCCUAUAUGUUUGACUGGAGAGAGAGGCAGUGUUAGAAACGGAGAUAUGAAAGCUAGGAGCUAAACCUUAAACCUAGAUUAUGGGCACAACAACAGAAUGUCUAGGCACACUUUUAACAAGAAUACAAAGCUGAAAAAUGAAUGAACUGCAGCUGAAAUCUUAUAUUCAUUUUUCACAUGGUCUAGUCCUCAUCUGAAGAUUGCAAAAAACAACAACAAAGCCAUGCUUCCCCUGCCUGCCCCACAAAUAUUCUUAAGAGGGUCUUUUCUCCAGUCUUCAGAGAGUGGCUGGAAGUGGGGAGGCAGAAAAAGGUCCUCCUUUCCUUCCACUCUGCAGUUUUAAUCUGAAACCAUAGGCCCAGAGCUCAGGAACUACGUACUCACGCUAAUGAAAUUCCUUGUCGCAAAACCAGCCUAGAACAAUGGGAGUUUCGAAUGCUUAUUAGACACCAAACAUAAACAAAAUCUUCUGAUUCCUCCGAAAAAGGAAUGUGGCUGUUCUGAUGGGGUCAUGCUCACAAAUUCUUGAUAUCCAGACCAAAGGAACCCCUGGUGGAGGUGUGUGGAAGGUACUGCCUAAUCCCAUUUGACCAUGGAAACGGUCUAGAAAAGAACUUCAGCUGACUCUGCCUUCCAUGUUCACAAACCUGAGGAUGUUGAAUUUGCAAAGCAUAUCCUUGCAUAUACAUCUGCAAUGAGCAAAUAAAUACAAAUAAGCAACGAUUCUACUCUGAAAUCCACUAUAGUGCAUCCCAAUGCAUUUCUGGCUUGGGAGUCAUAACUUGUAGAACAGUCUUUCCCAAACUGGUGCCCUCCGGAGUUCUUGGACUCCAUCAGCCGCAUCCAGGCUUUCUCAAAUCUAGACUUAAUAGGCAUCAUGAAUUAAUCUUUUGAAAAUCAGGUCAAAAGUGGAAGUCUCCAAUAAUAAUGCUUAGUAUUUUUUUAAUUAGGAAUUUUUUAUAUGCUUUCCUGCCAUUACUUCAGAUUUUCAGACAAAAAUUAAACCAAGGAGAUAACUGAAGGAUGUCCAGCAACAUGUCUGUUCCAGGAUUUGAACAUUAUUUUGCCUGUUCUAUUUACUACCCACACAACUUUCCAGGUGCUAUAAACUCUAUUACAUGCAGGUAAAAUGGUGCAACUUUCUAGGUGCUGCUUUGCAUCCCUUGGCAAUAAAGAGGCUGGGAUUUCCCUAGACUGGAUUAUUUCAACGUUGACAUAUCUAAGGAUUUUCUGGUAGAAGAAUUUUUUUUUUUUUAACAUAGUCAUUUUAAAAUAAGACUUCUGUUCGAUUGAUCCUAGUGAUCUGGGUUUGACAAGCAUUAAAAAUUGUCAGACAUUAGGACCAACCUCUAACAAAACAAUAUCGGAUUUAUAAGUGUGAGGGUUUUAGAAUUUUUUCAGCCUUUCUUAAGGCAGUUUUUCUUUGCUCUUCUAAAUGUAGAGGGGAUAGUAGCAGAAUGUACGUUGGGGUUUUUUUUUAGGAGGAGCUAUUUUAAUACUGUAUAAACUUGCCUAACGUUUGGACCUUACAGAUUCUAUUAAGCUGUUUACUUUAAUAAUCAAAUAAAGUUUCUAGUCCUCAGUAUACAGUUUAAUUCCUCCGCAGUUUCGAAACUAUAAAUCCCAUUUUGUGAUACUUUGUUCACUGAAAUAUUUGUGACACCCCCACCCAUCCUGCAGAAAGAAAGAAAAACUCCCAAGAUCCUCAUCUCCCUUGAACUGAUCUGCUUACUGUGCUCUCCUGCCUUGCAUAAUGGGUUUCCCAGGUGCUAGGCCUGAGUGGUACAAUCUGCAACUUUCUUAGGCUGUUGUCUCUGAGAGUGGCCCAGCUGUGAGGUCAAAUUCGGGACCUCCCUGGAGUCCCAGGCUCAUUGGUUCAGGCCAACAUUUGCAUGAAAACGGGAGCUUUUGUCUCCCAACUUCGGCUUCUGCUGCUGUUCCUGCUGGUGGAUUAUUUCUCCCAUAAUCCCUUAGCCUGGCGGUUGCUGGGAGAUGUUGAUUAUGUUAAGGACAAGAGGAUCCUGACAUCAAACAGGGCCUGGAGCAGCAGGGGCCUGCAUGGAAACAAAGAUCCGGUUUCCAGGCAGAUGCCUGUCCUGGAUGAAGAGGAGCAGCAAGUGUGGGGUGGGUAGGGGAGGGCAUGGCUCCCUAGAUGGAUGGACUGUGGAAAAUGGGCUCCCUUCUCUGGGUAUCCCUGAAAUUCAGCUUAUAAAUGCUUCUUGAACUCAUGUGUUAGAUGACAUACAGAUUAUUGUGUCUCGAGUACAUUUAUGUGUUGUGUUGGCAAGUCUUAGGCUGCUCAAAGAACUUCUUGUCAUACGGCAGCCCAUCAGUAAUGCAAAUAAAAUAAUAGACUUAGAUGGGGAUAAUGUCUAUGGCAUGAUUUUAGGCUGUUUUCAUACUUUGCCUUUUGAGUUGCUCUCCUUUUAUGAUAAUGAAACCUAGAGGAGGGCAUUUGACUAGCCAAAAUAGAUCCUGCCUCUUUAAAGCACUGGCAUUGUGAGGACAAAGGAAAAAAUAAAUAAACUUCAAACUUUUGUUUAUAAAUACAUUUCAGCUGGGCCACAGUGGCUGCCUUGGCACGUAUUGGCAAGCCAAACUUUCUGAUUUUUCGUGGUUUAUUGUGAACAAGCCGUGUGUUGGUGCAACCUGCCCAGUAGUUCCAGCUUCACUCCUUCCCUGACAUGAGAGUGGUAAACAGUCCAGGAAUAAUUGGCUUAUCAUUAUGUCUGAACUCACAGACCCUGGUUUGUUGCUCCUUAACAAGCAAUGUUAACGAGCCAACCUUAACCCACGGUUCGCGGUUGAUUUGCUGAUUGGGACGAUCCAUGGUUUAGAUGCAAUCUCCUUCUUCUCCAGGGUGGGGAGCAAAGCAGGAAUGAUUGGGCAAUGUGCACUAACCCACUGCUUGUUCACAAUAAGCUGCAAUAGAUUGGAAACUUUGGCUUACCGUUUUGUGCAAACAUGGCCACUGCAACAAGUUAUGUAAGAACCUGGCUGCUGUUUUCUUUAAAAUAUGGAUACAUUAUUACAGGGGUAGGCAGGCAAACUAAGGCCCGGGGGCCGGAUGUGGCCCAAUUGCCUUCUAAAUCUGGCCCGCGGACGGUCUGGGAAUCAGCGUGUUUUUACAUGAGUAGAAUGUGUGCUUUUAUUUAAAAUGCAUCUCUGGGUUAUUUGUGGGGCAUAGGAAUUCGUUCUUUUACCCCCUUCAGAAUAUAGUCCAGCCCACCACAUGGUCUGAGGGACGGAGGACCGGCCCACGGCUGAAAAAGGUUGCUGACCCCUGCAUUAUUAUAUGAGCACUCUGCUGUCCUGGGUUCAUUUCAAGAGGUUCCUUUCCAUGUGUCUCCUUCCAGUGCUUGAAAGGGUGGGGAGGGAUGGACAGGCAGGAAGCAUGGGAUACAUUAAGCAUAGUUUGGAUUCAUUCCAAUGAUCCUUCUGGCCUAAUAACUUGUGCUGGUAGGGUUGGUUGGCAUCUGUCUGUCUUGGGAGACAAUGGAAGAAAGUGCCUUUGGGGGUGAAGUUAAACUGUUGAGGAGUUACAGCUGCUGCUGUGGCUGUAGAGACGAUACAGGAGAGACAUGUUUUGUUGCAGCUGGGGCAGAUGAAGGUGCCUGGUUACGCUGAUGCAGGUGCGCACUUCCCAGCAGUUGUUCCCCCUCUGGUUAGGGACAGCAGUGGUGAUCAUCAAAAGGAAGAAGCAACACCCAGAGCAGAGCAGCUUUCCAUCCUGUUCUUCUGUGAAAAUUGUGCUAUAUUCCUUAGUUCAGGACCAGCCAAUGUGAGCCCUCUGGGUGUUUUUGGACUCUUGCACCCAUCAGCCACAACUAGCCCUGGCAAUGGUCAGAUAUGAUGGGAGCUUGCAGCCUCAACAACUUUGGCUGUCCCUGUUCUAGUUCUUGUUGAUCAACAGGAUGGGACAUGUUUGGAAAGUGUCCAGGUGGCUGAAUGUGCUGAGCACAAGUCGUAGUUGAUAGAUAUAAAGCCAGUUCAGGAGUCGAACUUUGAAAACACCAUCUUUAGAAUGCUUUGCCAGCAACCAGUGAACUGAAGUUCUCAGUUUACAUUGAUCAAGGUCCAAACAUGGAAAUGUGUGCUGUCUAGGGAAGAGUGACACUGUAUAGCACAUUGCACAAAAAUCAGCAUCUUUCAUUUUGGCAGAAAGACUGGGGUGUCAGAGAAUCUGUCUGCAAGAUGCCUCUGUUAAAGUUUGUGGAAGCUGCAAAUUCAGUAUCCUUGGGUGAUGUGGAAGGGGGUUGACAAAGGACGGAUUGUUGUCUGCUUGCUGUAAAUGAACUUUCCUUUCAAUGCUAACUGCAGCUUCUCAGCAUGUGUCACACAUCUCUGAUUCUGCGGGCCAAAAUAGAUAUGUGCAUGCUUAUUAUACACUAACAGAAUACACUUUAUUCAAGUGUUGGAGAGGGUCAGGGGGUGUCUCCUGCUUUCCUAUAUCAACACGAGUGUCAGGGGGAGCAGAACGAAACCCGCCCCCUGCCUUGCCAUGCCAUGCCAUGCUUGACUGGUUUAAGCUGUUUUCAGUCAGCCUGGCUUGGAUACCAGAAGUGAGCCAGGCUGUGAGAGGCAAACAGCCUUAAGUGGCUGAAUAUGGCAAGUUCAGACAGGAUGGGGGCCUUUUUUGUUCUUCAUGUGCUCAUUUUGCUGCAAAAAGUAAGACUUUAUAGGCAAAUGGGUGAAUAAACAUAUGGAUACCUAGUUUAGCUCUGUGUUGUGUCUGUCAUUUAAAUGACCGGGGGGGGGGUUCCCUUUAAAAUAAUCCCAAAUUCCCAGUGGCAUAUGGACAUAGAGGAUGCUGCCUUCGUGUCGGACCAUUGCUCCUUCUGGCUCCCUGUUGUCUACUUUGAGUGUGGGGAACCCAAGGCCAGCCAUGUCUUCUGGGGGCUACAUGUGGGGUGGGGCCAGCUGCAAAAGUGGGUGGAGAAAUUAGUGUAAAUUUUACCUUUACAUGAUAGCCUAGUUUCUUAUUAUUUAUUCUGUAUCACCACACACCCACAAACUCCACUCUGUCCUCCCUCCAUUGUAUACCAAUGCAAGCAGGGGGCAUUACUAGAGAGUUCACAUUCCAGCCAGAGAGUGGCACAUCCCAUUUUGCCACCUGAGGCAAUAUGGGAAGUGCUGCCCUGCUGCUGCCACCACUCCCACCCCCACCAUACCUGCCACUGCUACUGCCUCUAUCUGUUGUGUGCCCUGCUACUUCUGACGCUGGUGGGGUGACCGUGGGGAUGCUGCCUCAGGGAUUUCUACUGCCUGAGGUGGUGAUCUCACCAUGCCUAAUGACAGGGCUGGCCCUGAGCAGAGAAGGGUAGGGAGGGAAUGUAGCAAGGGGAGGAUUCUAAGGGUUAGACUCCGAUAGGGAGACUUGGGUGUUGCAUUGUCUCCUGGUCCUGAGGUUCCCUCCCAUCCCUGAUCUACUCUGUGUAGCAAUCUUGAAGAUGUCUUUCUACCUGGGACCUUGUAGCUGGAGAUGCAGGGGGUUAAAUAUGAGAUCUUUUGCGUGCAGGUCAUGUCCUCUGUCACUGAGCCAUGGCAUUUUCCAACUAUUUGGGAUGGUUGAGAAACUCGCAUGCUCAAAACUCUUUGUUCUCUCCAAUCCUGUGAGGAGAUUAAGAAAACAUCAUAUUAGGUGGGUUCUUUCAUUCUGCUUUUGUGAGCUAUUACGGAAACACUUUUAUGUUUUCUAUCUUCUCUCAGCCAUGAAGGCUAAGCGAUCAGAAAAAGGAAAGCUUAGCUUUUUGAGAAUUUCAGCCAGUGUUUUCAGGCUGCGCAAAAAUGGCUCAGCUCCCGCUGUGAGGCUGGACUUCGCUAUCAGGCAGAAGACUCUGGCUCUCUGAUCUUGAUAAAUUUGGUUAUCAGAGCCCCAUCUCCAUUCCCUUUCAGAAUCUUGUUAAACAUUUAACGCCCUGCUUCAUUAUUUCAUUUGAUGGGAAGCUCAGCAGGCCGCUUUUGGACAGAGACGACUUGGCCACUGCACAAUCUAUGCCCUGGUAACUUCCAGAUCGGAUUAUUGUAGCACAUGCGACAUGGAGCUGCCCUUGAAGAUGACUCAAAAACUUCAGCUGGCCCAAAAUGCACUGGCCAGAUUACCAGAUGGGGUUCCAUUAUACUAACAUGGCUCAGCAUUUCAAGCAGGGCUGGGGGACCUUUUUCAGCCUGGGGAGCCAUAUUCCCUCAAAGGCAACGUUCUGGGAGCAUACCUACGGUGGGUGUAGCCAGUGGCAACAAGUGGAUGGAGCAACAGGUGUGAUUACUUCCUUCACACAAUAGGUGCACAGUUCAGAGGUUUCUACACCUGCCUCUCCAUCUAGGCAAGUAAGAGGCAUUGUCACAGUUCAAGGACACAUUCCAGCCAAGCAAAAGCACUCAAGGAUGGGGUGGAGCAGGGCCACUGACACAGCAGGCAUUGGCAUUUAUGUGGCCUGAGGGGAGUCUCAAGGGUCAGAUGGAAAGACCUGGAGACCCAGAUUUGAUCCCCUGUCUGGAGGUUCCUUAUCCCUGGAUUAAAGCUUUAGUUGACUGAGGCCCAAAAUACCUGAAAGAUUGCUUUGUUCCCUAGAGGCCCUCUCAGGUGUCAACAGAUUGGGCCCUCUUGGUAGAUCUGCCACCCCCCGGGCCAUGUAGUAGCUCCCAGCUUCAGUCCUUGGCAUCUCCAGGUAAGAGUUGGGAGAGACUUCCUGCCUGAAGCUCUGGAGAGCUGCUGUUGGUCAGUGUAUACAGUACUGAGCUAGAUGGGCCAAUGAUCUGAUUCUGUAUAAGGCAGCAGUUCCUAUCUUCCUAUCUCAGAGGUGAGGGAGGUGGUGACCUGGAAGAGAGUAUUUUCUGUGGCAGCCUCUAAGCUGUGGGAUUCCUUCCCUAUAGAGGAACACCAGAUUAUAAAGGUUUUACCAUAUGCUGAAGAUGCCUUUGACACCUGAGAUGCAUGUUUCUAGAACCCAACCUAUUCUUUUGAUUGUAAAUUGUUUGAUCUGAUUUUUAAAUCGUAUUUUUAACAUUGCUGUAAGAUGCCCUGGGACUUUAUGGUGAAGAGUGGAUAAGAAAACAUUUUAUUCUUAUUACCUGUUGAGUGGGAAGGGUAUUUAUUCUUUAACCAAAGUUAAUGCCACUUACACUUGUGGAACAUUCCCUCAUUUUUUGGCUUUGCUGCAGCAGGCAGCAGAUGAAUUUUGCAUCAUCUCUGAUCUGGCCCAUACGGGCAGCUCAUUGUCUGUGCUGUUGCAGGCUCUGUAGGCUAUUUUCCUCUUCGAAAUUGCUUUCUCUCUUGAAUAGAUUCCAAUUGCAAAUUGUAGCGAAUGUUGAAUUGCGUUAACCCUGCCAUGCAGCUACCUUUGAGUUAAAAUCUGGCAGCUUUAUAAACUAGUCUGUGCCGGCUUGGAGUAGGAACUGAAUAAUCCCUUGUCUAUGGAUAGGAAGCCUAAGCUAACUGGAAAGGACAUUGAUGCUAUUCUGGUGUUCUCUGCAGCAAGUGCAAAUGGUGUUUCUGUGGCCAUUCAUCUAGCCCCUUAGCUCCCCAUCUGCCCUGAACAAUUUCCUGUGGGCACUUGGGAAUUCCAGCUCCAAAGCUAUAGACUCUGCAGCUUAAUUAUUUGCUAUCUUAUUAUUUAUGCCAUCUGGACUGGGGGCUGAGCUGUCCAUAUUGCUUCCUCUACUGGGACAUCCACAAUCGGGGAUUUGUUUUUUGUUUUUUAAAGGCCUUAGCUUUCCACAGUUCGAAGGCAUGCUUAUAUAGAACUAUAGCUGUCAACAUUUCCCUUUUUAAAAGGAAAAUUCCCUUAUUCCGAAUAGGAUUCUUUGCAAGAAAAGGGAAAAGUUGACAGCUAUGUAUAGAACAUAAGAAGAGCCCUGCUGGAUCCAGCAAAAGGCCCAUUUAAUCCAGUAUCUUGUUCUCCUAGUGGCCAACCACAUGCCUGUAGGAAGCCCUCAAGCAGCCCUGGAGUGCAACAAUGCUUUCUGCACUUGUGAUUCUGUUUGACUGUAGUGAAAGCGUGAGCAUGGAGCUAAAAUGUAUAUGAGGUCUGUCUGUUUGUCCAGUAUCCCAGUAUCGUGUACUCUCAUUGGGAGAAGCAUUCCAGGUACUCAGGCAGAGGUCUUUCCCCAUCACCUUUUUUAACUGGAGAGGCCAAGGACCAAACUUGGAAACCUCUGGAUGCAGUGCAUGUGCUCUGCUGCUAAGCAAUGGUCCCUCACCGCAGCAUGUGCGCAAAGCAAUGUGUUCAUUUUCAGCAAUCUGGAAUUCAGAUUCAGCAAUUCCCUGUUGCAGUUUGGAAGCCUUAUGGCCAGGGUGGACAGCCAGUGGGCAUGAUAGAAUUGUUGGCAGGUGGGCUUCAAUCCCCCACCAAAUUUUUCUUUCUUCCUCCUCCUUGAUUAGGCCAAAGAACUGCCUGGGCAGGCAACACUAGUCAUAUUUCAAAGUGAGGCUUAUGGUGCCCAUGGAUAUGCAUUGGCAGGGUGGAAAUAAGAACAAACCUUUCUCGUAAUUCUGCAGAUACGAUGGUGUUGUUAAGGCAAACUAUUUGGAAUCCAACCAUACUUGAGUUUGUGUUCCCAAGCUUUGGGUUAGAGAAAUGGAGCUGAGCUGUGACUUUUUGCAGAUUGUCUACUGUUCCUCACACACCAUAUCCCCACCUCGGCGCCUUGCUUCUAAAAAGCUUUUCCAUGCUCUGUACAGUGCCAGUGAAUGGAUGUGGAAGAGAGCUGUUUUCUCCUCCUCUCCUCCCACCACCUUGGUUCCUUUUAAUUAACUCUCCAUGCACAAUCUCUCUCCCCCCCCCCCUUACCCCGCUGAACUGUUAAAUCCCUGUUUGGCAUGCAAAGAGGGACCCUUUGGGGCUCAUAGGUCUUCUGGAUUAUUUGCCAUCCCUUGCCUCAACCUCCCUUUCCAGGGUUCUCCUGAAGGCAGCAACCAUGACAUUAGCUCUGUGGGGCAAGGAGGCAGUGGGACCCUUGUUAGCUGGCAUGACAAAGACCCCCCCCCCCAAAUUCUCAAAACUCUUUGCCAGCCUCUCAGUUGUAAGAUGGGCUUAUAUAUCUUUAAAUGCAAAACUCUCGAGUCAAGUUUGAGUUCACUCGGCUUGCCUUCUGAGCUCUAAGGGUCUUCAAAUUUUUCUUUGUACCCAAGAAGAGGACAAGAUAGUUAUCCGCAAAUGAAAGCUGCCUAGAGACAUUUGUAGUUAAGCAGUACACAAAUUAUUUAAAUAGUAUUAAAUAGUAUUAAGAAGAAAGGUGAUAUUCUCGGGACAGUUAACAACAGUAAAUCACCUCCCAACUCCCUUGCCAAGUGUUCCUCUGCCCUUGCUGUUUUUUGAUCAGCCCUGUUCUUGAGAGCAGGGGCAGUUCUUGGGGCAUUUGGGAUAAUUCCCUUUCCUUUCUGUCAGCUUUCUGCAGAGAAGACAGAGAGCAGAUGCUCAGGGCUGGGCAUAUCUUUGGGGAAGCAUAGGAAAGGCAGACCUCUGGAACAAGAGCCAAGCAGGGUCUCCCUUGACCAUUUGCUGCAAGACGUAUCACCUCUGUACAGCUGUCACUCAGCACUUGAUGUCCCACCACCAUCUAAUACUGCCUUACGUUUUCCCAGCCUCAAGGCAAAACCCCGUUGGGACUAGAAUUUCAGGAAGGGAGUGCAUGAGAGGAUCCCGGCCAGACCCUGUUGGGAGCAAGUGUCUGGGGGCGGCUUGUCAGGGAGUUGUUAUGCUGUGUAAGUGCCCUUUCCUCCCUCAUGUGGCUUGCAAACCAGUUGGUGUGGUCAGUUGCAGCAGAGUUAAUAGCCCAAUCAAUUCUAGGCAUUUUUCCCCCCUUGGAAGCAAGUCUCACUGAACGGCGUGGGGUUUACUCCCAAGUAAGUUUUCAUAGGAUUGCAGCUCAAGUGUAUGUCACUGCAGCCUUUGAGUGCAUGUAAUACACAGAAAAACUGUCUGCGGACAAAUGCCAGCUCCCUCAGCCGGUAAAGCAAGAUGAGCGCCACAACCCCAGAGUUGUUGUGACUGGACUUAACUGUCAGGGGUCCUUUACCUUUACCUUUAGUGCACAGAAAGGCUGAAAUCCUAGCGUAUGUCUUUCUGCUUGAUCACUGGGUGAGUGGUUCAGAUGCAACGCUUGUAACCACUAGAAGCUGUGCGUUCGGUGUAGUAGCCUGUGGAAUUCCUUGCCACUUGACAUGAGAUGUGCACCCUCCUUGCUGAACUUCAGGCUCAUGACUAAGACCUCCUUGUUUCAGGGGGCAUUUUAAGGUAGUGUUCGGUUUUAUGAUAAAUGAUACGAGCUGUUCGAUAGUGGAAUGGACUCCUUUGGGAGGUUGUGGACUCUCUUUCAUUGGAGGUUUUUAAGCAGAGGUUAGAUGGCCAUCUGUCAUGGAUGCUUCAACUGAGAUUCCUGCAUUGCAAGGGGUUGGACUCAAUGACCCUAGAGGUUCCUUCCAAGUCUACAAUUCUAUGAUUCAGAAUUUAUUGUUUAAUUUUCUGGGUUUUGUUUUUAGGUGCACCACUUAGAAGCAUGAAUGAUUAAACAAUAUAUAAAUGUCUUAAAUACGUAAACAUAAAUAAGAGUAAAAAGGAUUAGGCUCUGACUGCAAUUUCCUUGUUGAUAUAAUUUUCCCAUUUGACACAAGGGCGCUGGCCAGUAUCAAGACUGUGUUGCUAUUUUCAGUCUCCUUCUUGUGUGCUUGAAUUUUCAAAAUUCAAGGCCUUGUUCCCAGAAACAUCCCUUCUUGGCCUCACGAAAACUAGAGUUAACUCUUCCUGCAGCAGUCGCUCCUUUUCAGAUUUCUUCCUGUAUGUUAUUAUUUCAAACUUGUUCUUGUAUAUUAUUAACUACCUCCUCCAGGUUUUUCUUUUUCUUUGAAGGCACAACUUUCCAGCCUUCUUUGCUAUGGAAAAAUGUUGGGGAACUUGACUCACAUUUUUCUGACCUCUGUUUUGUAAAUCUCUCCCUCCUACCCUGUGCACUUUCAUUGCCCCUUUGCCAAAACAUCCAAGUUCUCUGAAAGCCCCACUUAACAGAAGCAGAAUAUACAAACAGAGAUCGUGAUCUAAUUCAUAUUCGCGUGGACUGUACAAAUGCAUCUGGAAUGUGGGGUUUGGGAGCAAAAGCCCAUCCCAUGACUCAGCGCUGGGCUUUCUUUUUUCUUUUUUAACAAUCAGUGGAAGUAGAAGUUGUCAGGAAGUACUCCUGAGAUGUGUGUACUGGAAAAGAACUUCACUUCCUGGGAAGAUCUGAUAGUGAUGGUCUUCCUCUUGCAGUGGCCUUGCUUAUUCCGUAUACGCCCCUCUCCCCAUAGGAGAACAGAUUCUCAGUCAUCUAAAAUUCUUUGCAAUCAUUACAAAAUCACAGGGCUACAAGAUUGUCAGCCAGACAAACAAGCCAAAGUGGUUUGGGAACAUUUUCUUAUGUUUCUUAUGCUUUGGCUUCUUUUAGAUGUUUUAAAAGGAUGUUUUUUGUUUUGCAGUCGGCUCACUUUGUGCAAAAAUGUAGCCAGGUAGGAUGCAGCAGAAGUUACCCCUGAAAGCGAAUCCUUUUCCUUGUAGCUUUACUUCCCUCCUGUUCUUGCAUUAUGUUGUUUUGCCAUGCUGUGAAUCCCUUACUUGGAGCAUCUUUCUAUUUUCUGUUCAUCACACAUCUCUCACUCCUUAAGUCCCUUCAUCUCAAUAUCUGCUCCUUCAGCAAUGUAAUUUUCCUGACCUUAUCUACACCUUUAGAUUCACCUGACUUCCCCCAGUCUCUUGCCACUUUCCUAACCUUGCCACUGGUAUAUUCUGUACUGCACUGGCCACAUUGUUGGUACUUAAUCAAUUUCGAACAGUUGUGCCUGUCUGAAGAUUUUUGUGAGCGCAGAUGCCACAACCUUGGUUUCUAUCAUCUUGCUGCUUUCUGGUGUGAAGAACUAACAGAAAUGUGUUGUAUAUGUUUUCACUUGUUAGCCAGUAGCACCUGUGGCCACCGUUCAUUCAGCCGCUCUCUCGCCUCAUUCACAUGCCUCCGAUUCACAUCUUACUGCCUGAGCAGCUGGAUUUCAAACAUGGCAACGCAAAAGUUAUAACAGUGGUUUCUGUCCCUCUUAGAUGUGUUGCUGUAUCAGGAAUGUUUGAGUUGAUGAUAGCACACAGAAGGCACACACACCACAACCUGUAGUUGUCUUGGGCUAGGAUAUUUCUGAUCUCUUUGCAUGAAUUUGUAGACUGUAAUCUGGGCAUCUCAAUCUGGCAACUGUUCCCUUCAACACCCUUUAAAUCUGUGAGCAAGGGUAGAGUCUUUUGCAUGUUGAUGCUCUCUGAAACAUUGUAGUGAAGCAUAAAUCCCUUUACGCUGGGGAGCAUUGGGGAGCCUGCCUUUCAUUACGCAAGACCAAAGGCUUGUGGUAAGCAAGGAAAACAAGGCCAAAGUAUUACCUUUGAGGUCUUUCUCCUGUUGCAGAUUCUGUUCUAUUAGAGUCGUUCUCCGCUCCCAAUUCCCCUCUGCUUUUCUAAAAAAAUGCUCAUGUACUCAUGCACUGCCCAAGAUGGGAGUUGAGCAGGGGCUGGUUUAGUGCCUAGGGUUGGAAUAAAUGCGAGUUAGUUCCGCUCAGUGAUCCUGAACUGCUGGCAGGAGCGGGAGACACAGGCGCUUUCUAUUUAAAGCACAGCACAGAGGGCAGGUUAUAAAAAGGAAAUCUGCUCUGCGGACAGAAGCGAAGGGAGAGGGAAGCCGAGAGCGGGGAGGUGCUGCUGUGCUUGGGCUUCCCUCCCCCAUGGCUCUUCUCCGUUGGUGGCAUGGCGGAGAAAUUGCCUCCCGGAAUCCUUCUGCUUCCUUCCACCCCAGCUCCCGUAUCAGUUCUAGGUGGGUGGCUUCCCCAUUGACUACAGUACCUCCUAAACCGAACACGAAGCAUCUUCUGCUUCUUACGGAAGGGGGAAAAUCACAUGCAAUUCUGGGAAGGAUUAACAGAAGCCGUAUGUAUAAAUGGCAGGCUAGUCGUUUCCCUCUGUGCAACAUUAGCAGGGUGUUUGUCUGCAGACCUGCUUGGAGCUCCCAGCUUCAGCUGCAGAAAGGAAGAGGCGUGCAAAAGAAAUCCACGUUGGAAAAGCAAUUGGGCAAUGGGCAUUUUCCAUGGAGACUGGCAGGCAGCUCUAGCUGGCUGUCCUGGCUCUUGGAAGCAAGGAGAGGCAGCCAGGAUGCCCAUCCUGGAAGGAACAAACAAUACCCCAGCUGUCUCUCCUAGACUCAAGGGCCAGAAAAGACACACAGCCUUUCUAGCUUCAUGGGCUGUUGCUACUUGCCCUAGGCAAGUGGGUUGUUGCGCCUCUGAAACAUAGUAUUGCGUGGGAACUCUAAAGCAGGGAUGGGGAACCUGUGGUUGAACUUCAACUUCCAUCAGCCCUGCCUAGCAUAGCCGAUUGAUGAGAUUUGUAGUCCAACAACAGCUAAGAGGCCGCAGGUUCUGCUCGAAAGGAAACCUGCCUCUGUGGAAAGAGUUGGCACUCUGGUCUCCCUCCAGUUCCCUUCCAGCCUUUGAAACUCUUUGAACACAAUCAAAGGUGGCCUUUAAAUGAUAGUGGUUCCUACGUCCCUGCUGUUAUGUAAAAAGGCAUGGCAGGUACGUUCUGCAGCUUUCUUAUCACUCUUGCCCACUCUGAGUGUGCUGAAUCUUGGGUGGAGACUUUCCCACUUCUCUGUGCAGUAGAGAUAGCUUGAGAGGGCACUCCCCACAUACACACUGGUGUAUUUUGCAGUGGGGCAGGAAAGCAGUGGACGUAACUGCUGCUGAUUCUUCCAGGACUAGUUUAUAUAUGUAGAGCAUAUAAAUUUACAUCCGGACAUGUGUUGAAAUAGGAGGAUUUGUAGCAUCCAUAGCAUUCUGUAAAAAUAGCUCAUGGGAGUCUUUCUGGCUUGAUGGAGACCAGGAAGCAAAACACCCUUCUCCACAAGUGCAAGGUAGGCUCUGGACCUGCUCUGCAAGGGAGAUCUCUCCUCCUUUGUGUUUUGGAAGCUAUCUUUAACCUUAAAUAUCAUUGCCUGGCAGUGAUAUUGGGGGAAUUUGAGUUGCUUUUAGACUGGGAUUUUCUGAAUGCCAGUAUUUCCCUGGCAGGAAAGAGACUGACUUAACUUUUCCAGUGUAAAUGAACUAUGGAACACAAACUCUGCUCCUUGGCCUGUUUUCGAUUUUGCUUUUCCCUCCUUGCUGCCAAGGCUUCUCUUUCUCCCCUAAGCCACCUUUGAUCGUCUCCCCACAUAGCAGCUCAAAGGGACCUUUCCCAUUGACCUCUGGCUUGGCAGAGUGUGGAGGUUGAGAGCUGAUGGGCUCCUUUGUGUGGUCUGAUUCCUCAGUGAUUGGUGCUGUCAUUCCCAGGCGAGGCCUUCUUUUUCUUCUCCUCAAAGGAGAACCAACUCUGAGAACAGACCCUUGCGUCAGAGGCUGCUUAUGCUGCCUCUUUUUGGUGGGCCCUGCUGAUGUGGUGAUUUCCUGGUCAUGUUCUUAGCAGUCAAUCCCUUCUCUCUUUCAGACCACGCGCAAAGCCCCUCCUGCGGACAUCAUGGCCAUAGUGCAGACCCUGCCUGUCUCCAUUGA
Molecule: messenger RNA, 82759 nt
Organism: Podarcis lilfordi (Lilford's wall lizard)
Lineage: Eukaryota; Metazoa; Chordata; Lepidosauria; Squamata; Lacertidae
Source: the annotation of a GenBank genome assembly